CGGCAUUAGUGUCAAGGUUUGUGUUGGUGCACAACAGAUUACAUUGCUUGGAUGAUUAAAUUUAGUGAUGUGGAUGCAAAUGAAUUGAAACGGUUGUUUUAAUCAACAGUUUGUUUUAUGUAGCAUCAGUACAGAACUAAAAUGACGUCUAGUGGGGAACUCAAUUCAUCCACCUUUAUGCAAUGGGAGCAUUGGAAGAACGUUUUACAGUAACUAAAUAGCUACUUUCUCAGUAAGGCAUUACCUUUGGGUGUAAGAUACUGAGUUUCUUUUCUUUUUUUAAAGUAACCAGUUAUGAUUUUCAGUAACUAGCACACUGCCUAGAAGAUCCAUCUACCUUCAGUCAAAGCACUACAGAAUCUUACUGAAAAUGUUAUCUCUUUUGUUUUAUCUUCAAAAGCUGACAUUGUAUCUACAACAAACUGUGUUUGUUCACGGGUGUUGUGUGUGUGGGACUUGUUCUUGGCACAUUGUUUGAACUUCCUGAAAUCCCUGUAGGUUGCCUGGCAAACCAUUUGGUCUAGACUUGGAGUUCAAAAAGAGAGAUGUUGGCUGAUGGUCUCAUAUUGUGUUAUUUGAUUUUAGUUCAGUUACAAAAGCUAUGUAACCACAGAACUGAAAAGAGAAAUGAGAAAGCCAUAUGCAUUUCACAGUUUGUGUUUUCAGUUUCUGUUCGUUACAUACAAGGAAACUUAUUUUAUGACUUUUUAUUUUGAGGUUUAAAACACCAUGAAGAGAAAUACAGUCUUUUAACAUUUAAAAGCGGCAACACUUAAUGUCAAAAAUUCAAAGCCCAUGUGGAAGUGCAGUUCCUUGAGUGUCCACUUGAGGCUUAGCCAAAGAGGCCUGCUUCCAGGUUGACUGAAAUUGUUGUUGAGUCUGCGUUUCCAAUACGGUGUCUGUCAUUGUUGGGCUUCAAAACAAAACCAGUGAGUGACAUCACAAAGACAGUCUCCAUGUUUGAUGCAGUUUAUGGUCGUAUGACUUUCGUUACCAAAUCGACUGAGGAAUAUUCCCCCACACAACUUGAUAUGAACCCUGUGUUGCCUCUGGACCUCAGUUCUUGAGCAUGUAACAAUAUUUGUUUCGCUAAGCUGACCAACUGCAAACAAGUGUGAAUGAUCUUCCCACACAAGUCUUGGAAGAAAAGGUUUAUUAAUUAAUUGAUUGUAAAGACCAAUUCCCUCAAUAUCUGAAUCAUUCAUUCAAAGGCUUUCUGCUGUUUUAAACCCAGUUCAUUUUUCAACCAGCCUUUCUUCACAAAUAUCCUCCAGCCAUGUGUUUUCCUCUCUCGCAGCAGCUUGAGCUGAGUACAUUGUAGAAAACCUUGCUAAUUAACAGGAGCAGCCUCCAUUGAACAAAGAAAAACACUGGUAUCCUCACAGGAAUUCAAACUUCAGUGGAAAAAGACAUCAGAGAGCUGUCACGCUGUCUGGGAAGUGCUGAGAGGAAAAGUACUUGUGAAGAGCAAAAUAUCAGGUGGCUUCUUUUUGCAUGGUCAAGUUUUGUUGUACUAGUUAACCAGUAAAUCUGUCUAGUUUGGCUUGUAUUACACCUUUUAUAGGCUGUAAGUUUGGGGUGUAAAAAUGCACUUUUCCUGAACAGUUUUGUAUGUGUACAUUGAGAUACUGUACAGAUCUGAUCACCUAAAAUGGACAUGCAACACCCCCACUAUGAGGUCAUGCUGUUACAUCAGCCGGGUACCGGACUUGUGGCUUUGGAGAUCUAGACAGUGACCUGCAAAUCCUAUUAACAGUCAUGUUACCUGUUAAAGUCUCCUUCCCACGCCCUUCAACCAUAGCAUAACAAUCACUCUGAGGACACUACAGACGCUAAUUUCAGAGCUGUUUCACUUUCCAAAAUUAUAUCUUUAACCUCUAGAUUAAAUCUCAGGAUUUACUAGCACUAGGUUAGACCCCUGCAAAUCCCUCGGUGACUCCUUUUUACGCUAAGUCAGUCAUAAAGAGAUACACAUGAGGACAGGUGACGUUUAAGCCUCCAGACAACCAAAACAUGCUUUGGCGAUAAGCCCUUCUGGCUAAUUUCGCGCCUUUAAUUUAAAAAAAUGUCAUUAAAUGUGAGUUUUUGUCGCUUCAUCGCACAAACAUGUCUCCUUGAGUCUUCUUUUCGUGCCUCUCUAUUUGCUGCUGUGUAUUCGUACGAAACAAAAAGGGACUUGUGUAACUGCGGCAUUGUGUCAAGUCUCUGAAUCAGACGCCUUUUGUGUGUCCCCGGGGAGCGAGGAGCAUUACUCACACUCAGAGUAGGAAGCUGUGAGAAAGAAAUACAGCCUAUUUCUCACACUGCAGAGAGACCAUGUAUGCUUUCUGUGACAUUUUUAAGGCUUUCUAUCCACUUGUGUUGUUGGUGUUUGCCGGUUUUAACAGAUGGUGGUGUUAUCAGGCUUCUUAGUGCAGCUUUAAGGACUUUUCUUCUGGUAAAUUGUAGUUUGGCAAAGCAUGAAUUAUUGAUAUCAAUCUUUUUUUGUUUGUUUUUUUUGAAACCUGAAUGCUGUCAUCAAAUGUAGUGGAUAAUUUCAGCAGGACAGCGUGCACCGUGUGUACAGAAAACAGCUUACAGUGUUGAUUGGCCUAUCUCUCUGAAGUAAGAGGAUUAGAGGGGAACUCUUAUGUUUGUGCCUAUGUGUGUCUUUGCCUGUGCCAGCACUCGUGUGUGUGUGUGUGUAUGCGUGUGCUACCAGCAGGUGUACUCAAACACGCCUACCAGCAUGCCCGUGUGCACACACAUAGAUACCAGCUAGUAAGAUUGAGUGAGGAAAGGAAGCUGUGACUUUAAAGGUAUUUUUAGUCCCUGGUGUCUCACUGGUCAAAAGAAACUGGCGUUGAGGGGGGGAAUUAGACGCGUGCCAAGUUGCUAAUAGGGAUGAGAAAAGCUCAGCUCUAAUGGAAAUUAAACUUCACUUGGAAGUACAGCGUCACUUGGAAGCUACCUCAACUGACUUCAAGGCUACACAAGCUUUCCUGCACAUAAGCACAAAAAAUAAAGGUAUGUAUGUGCUUUUUUUGUUCGUCUUUUUAGACUAUUAGGUUCUACAAAUGGAGAGGAUUAAAGGUGAAAGCUGUCUUGGCAAGUUACUAGUUGUGCUUGUGUAUCACAGAGACACAGGAGCUUUUAUACAUCUCUGAAGUUUCAUUGAUCUUAGCUAAAUUGUCUUAUUGUGUAAACUUGCAGGUUUUUUGUCCUGGACAAUAUUAUUACAACUUUAAAGAUGAGUUAUGAGUUUAUCUGCUACCUUUGUCUGCAGGAAAAUAAAUGCCUUUGUUAAGUGUCUUUGCCCUUAACCCCGGUGUUGUAUUCAAAUUUAAUGAACACAGAAGGGAGUGUGUUAUCUGGUUACCUGACUCGGGUUACCGGCAGGGUUACACAGCUACAGUCCAUCUUAAACAAACUGUAAAAGUUCAGGGUGGGAGCUCAACAACAUGGGAAUUUAAUGUCUGAGAGAAACUCAGUACUUUGUGGAAUCUGUAAAUAAUGCCCCAUUUUAUAGUAUCCUGCUGAUGAUUUGGAACACGCUUUUUUUGCUCUCUCACUUUAAAGCUGUUUAUACUUUUUUAAUCCAAAUUUAUUGUGUGAAGUGGCAAGUCAUAAAUGAAAAUCUAUAUGAAUAGUAUCCAUCGCUCAAGUUCACUGUAGACUGUUUAAAACCUGGACAUAGUCUUCGUGACUUCACCUUUUGUUCUGAAAACCAGCAAUGUUGUUCGCCUUGUUGUGAAUGCAGUCUCAACCAAACAAGUGGGUCUUGAGUCAUCUUGCAAACAGCCACAUCUUGCCCGUGUGUCAUCCAAGUCAGCCAUGCCUCUAAUCAUAAAAAACUUCAGACCAUAAUACCCUUGGAGGUACAGUAUAUGCAAUAGGGAAUUUUAGCAAUAUUUAGCACUCACAUUAAGAUGAAAAUGCCCCCUUCCCCACCCCACCCCUCCUGUUGAGGAUGUGACAGUGGCCUUCAAGUUAUUUUUGCCGUAAAAUAUCCCUUAAAAUUAAAAAGUAAAGCAGCUACACACUAAAUACAAAAACGCUGUCUGUUCUCGACUACUGUUGAAACAUGAUGGUUCAAGAUGGCGUCUCCUUGUACAAACAUCUGUACCUUUAAAAUAGAUGGCUAAUCUAAUGUAAAACUGACAUAUAUUUAUGGGGGUUUCUUGGCUUUUGGAACCUUUUUGUGCCUUUUUCUUCAACUUUCAUCACCAAAGGUUGAUGCUUGGUCAAAACCAGAGAUUUCUAACUAUUUUUGAUUUUGCAGCUGUCUUUUUUUUUUACAAGUCUUUUUGUACAGUGUAUCAUACACAGUAGAGUUUCUCCUCCCCCUAUACUGUCAGAUGUUUCAUUCAAGUAGAAAUGCAUCAGGAGAUACAACCCUUGAGAUUUUAGAGAAACAGAAAAGAGACUCUAAAAAGGGGGUAAUGAUGCAUACAUUUACUCCUCUACUUUAUUUAUCAUUUGAGGCUCCAUUGGAUAUAUCUUGAGCUGCCUUUAGUUUCAAAUGUCACUCAAUCUGAGGAAUUUGAGUGAAUUACUGAAUGCAUCCAUGCUGAGGAUUUUUUCUCCAACUCAGCACAUUUUGAGGAACUGAAAAACACAUUUUUUUCCAAGAUUAUAAUAGAAAUAUGCUUCAAGGACCCUGGUAGGAUUCUGCUGGUGUAUUCUGGGUACACUGUGUGCAGGUGUGAGUGUUUGCGAACUGUUUGGUUGGCACUCGCCUCAGAGAAAGCCUGUCCCCGGGCCUGUGUCUGAUGCGUGUUUACACCUGUGUUCAUCUGUGUGACAGUCUGCCAGUCAGUCAGUGUGUCUGUCCGUCUGGGUGAAUGUGUUUGCUUUGCAUGACUGGAUGCUUCAGUCAGUGUGUUGAUGUGACUGUGUGGGUGAGAUACAGUGAGAGAAAAGAGAGAGAGCGUGCAUGUGUGGCUGCUUCCGCCUCACAGCGUAGAGACAAUCGGGCCAUGCUUCAGCGCUCAGUGUGAAGAAGAGGAGGAGCUGAGCAAUGGCUACACUACCAUCGUUUAUCACUGUAGACAGAGACCAAGAGCACCGUCUUCUUACCCAUAUGUGUAGACUAAGGUGUAAAGGAGGAGGAGGAGGAGAGGACUGAGGGACUAAGGCUGUAAAAGAGAAAAGCACUGCAUGCUAGAUUUAGGCUGGAGCAGAAGCUUAGCUUAGCACAAGAAAAAGAAAAGAGGGAAAUGACUCCCCUGGAAACAAAUAGAUGUAGAAUUAUGUGACUCUAUAUGUUGUAUUUUUGGCUGUUUUUAAUCUUUCUAGGUUUUUUUAAUGAUGGUUUUGUGCAGCUUUAUUGAUCAGUUGUUGUUAUAGCCUGCACAUCAAUCCAGAUGUACACACAACAUUUAGUCUUUAAGCUAUUUAAGCAAACAAAAGCUUUCACUUUUUCAAAAAUUUCAAGCUAAUGUGCUAAAAAAUUUAUACUUUGAAGGUUUUUUUCAUCCAAUGUUGUAUAGUUUGACAAUAUUUGUGUUACCCUUGUAGUUUAAUGUUAAUUUAAAGUAUAGGUUGCUGUUUAAAAACUAUAAACAUUUGAAACAGGAAGAUAUAUAGCAAGUAGUCUGAAAGCAGGGAAAACAGCCAGCUUGGAUCUGUUUUUUGUUGUAAAAACUCUACACCAUUAGCUUAAAAGCCACCAUGACUUGUUCUUCAAAACAAUUUGUAAGAAACUAGGGGGAUGGUUUUUUGUUGGAGUGAGUGCCAGGCUAAUUUCUACAGCAGUAACUUCCCCAUCUUUUUACCCGUUUGAAUUACAACAGCAGAGUCACACAAAGCUUAGAUUGUUAUCUAACAGCCCACUAGCAGGAGCUGUCAUCACAUCUACUUUGGUUAAAAUGAUGACCUGCGGUGCCAUGUGAUCUCCAGUGCUUUUAUUCCCAAUCCCUCCCGAGUAGUAAGAAAAAAAAAAGGCAAGAAAAAUGGAGUUAGAAAAAAGCAAGAGGCAGGUUUGGGUGUAUUCUCCUUAGAUGAAAAUAAACCAGUCCUCCUAUCCAGCCCAACCCAGGUACUAAAAGCUAUGAACUGGAUGCAUAUAGGACACAUCUGCCCCAGAGCUUUGCAGACAACACGAGCCGCUCUGUCAUAUUGCAACACAUCUGUUUGACACAGAGCCGAGUCGACGUAUUUUAAUAUCCUACUAGCUGGGUCUGGUGACCGGUUGUGCAUAUUUCUCGUACAGUGCAGAUGGAUCUACUGUAAACUAGUUUUGCAAUAGCAGCAUGUAGGCUGAUGAAAUGGAGUUGUAAUGUUUCAUCGUGUUUCAUUGGUGGGUGUAAUGUUGUUUAGUUUUAUCUAUGCAACAUACCGCACAGUCUGUUGUCUCUUCAUCAGUUAGCUCUCAUUUGAUCCUGUGCAGGUUCCCCUCAAGAUAACACCAGCAAUCUUUUCUUUACAAGAGGAGGGCAGAUAAAGAGCUCAUGGUGAUUUAUCUGACUGCAGCCGACCUGAUGCUUCUGCGAGCCCUCUGAUUUUACAUGAACACAUUUGAGAAAAUAAAAGGUCCAGACAUGAGAUGGAACAUCUUACAAGUGCCAAGUGAAAAAAGCAAAAACAAAACACAAAGCAUAUGAGAUGAGAGAUUAUCGUGAGUCAUUUUAAAGCCUCUGCAGAUGGUUCUCUGUGUUUCUGGAUAUCUCAUGGUUGCAUUUUCCCCUUAAAUGAGAUUGAUCCCAAAGAUUAAGGAGUUUUGGUCAGAUGUGAGUCAUAUAAUUCAGGGACAAGGACUUAUCUAGUAUGUUGGACAUAGCUAGGAGAGUUUAGUCAUUACCUCUGCAAUUUGAGUCUUUACAAGUAAAACUGCCAGCUAGUUAUUAAAAAUGAUAAAUAAUAGUAGUAGAUUUUAUUUAAAAAACACUUUAUAUUGUAAAAAACAAUCUCAAAGUGAUACAGCAGGAGUUAAAACAAGUACAACCACAACAGCCUAAGAUUUUGAAAAUUAAAAUGUCGUCCAAAGGGAAAGGUUUAAGUCCCUUUUUAAAACUAGAAACAGUCUGUGGUACCCUCAGGUGGUCUGGGAAGGCGUUCCACCGGCGUGGGGUGGCGGAACAGGAAUAUUGAGCUGGUGGGUGUUGGAGGGGUGGAGGGAACGGGCUGAGAGGUUAGGGGUGAGGAGCUCUGUCAGAAAUGGAGUGGUGUUGCCAUGGAAGCAGUGGAGGGUGAGGAGAGAGACCUUGUAUUCUCAUUAUUCUGCUUUUUCUUAAAAGGGAAUUUAAAAAUUGUAAUCUACUCAAGUUAAACAACUUAUCGAGACUUUAAACUACUGAGUAAUGGGGGACAAUUUUUCCAAUUGUCAAUUUUUAAAAGUUGUGUUUUAGGGCAUUUUUGCCCUUACAGAGACAGUAAAGGUGGAGAGCAGAGAGCUGGAGAAAACACACAUCAUAGGGUGUUGUUGGAUUGUGGGAACAACAGUGAUUGUAAGGACUAGGAAGACCAGCCCUGUACACAGGUCACUUAGACCUCUAGAUCAUAGGCCACAGCAGAAACCACAGCAGAUAAGUUAUGUGAAAGCACACUCCUAUACUAUGUCAAAUAAAGCUAAGUUUAGUACUUUCCACAGAAAAAAACUUAAGUAAAAGAUAUUGAUAAAGGCCUGUGAAUAUUGAAUAAUAUUGGAAACUACUCAAAAAGAGUACAGAAACAUGGAGAGGAUAAAUGCAGGCCUGUUUGUCACUUUCCACCCCUAGUAGAUCAUUGACCCACAAACGACAACCUUUUCACAGCUUUCCUCUUGUUUUUUUCCCUGAAGAAUAUUUAAAAAACUACAAUGAAACAAUGAGCUGAUCAGAGACUUCAGACAGCAAAAGCCUCACCCGGAUUUCUUUCCUUUUCAAACUCAACCUCGACCCUUCAAACGCUCGUUUCAAAGCAACGGUGAGCAGCGUUUGUCGCCUUUAAAAACAUAUUUUCCCCCUGAUGAUGUCUUCUGAUCACCUGUCAGGGGCGGAGCAUGCGCAGUGUGCAGCAGAGAGCAACGAAGCUGCUGAAGAACCUUCGUCAAGAAAACCGAGUUUACAAAGAAAGAAGCGGAAGUAGACUAAUGUUAGUUUGGUCCGGUAAACAAAGAUAAAACCUUUUGUUACAUGUUAUACCGUCAUGUUGCACCAUAGUCACCAUCUGUAGUUGCAACAGUUAUUUUCUAUGAAGGCUAAUUAAAGUUUGGACGUGCUUGAAUGCCAGCUAAUUAGGUGUUUUAUUUUGUAAAUGCACCGGAAACGUGGUUUCGUGGUUGUGAGAAAUAGUAAUACAGAGACCCCCUCACGGAAAACUGUGGUAACUGUGGUAUACAGCUGCAGAGAUGCGCGACACAGAAAAACAAGGAGGACCGAGGGAAAUAGAGGGACAGCACCGGGAAGGGAAGUAACCACUCCACAUCCACCGUCUGAGAUGCUCCGAGACACCGAGGAACACCGUGUUCGCUCCACGCUCCGGACAUAAAACCCGCAAAGAGGUCUCGGAUCGUGCAUUGAUCCGAAUACAAGGGGGAACGGGAGGGGUCGAUCAUGGGGAACGAAGCGAGCCUGGAAGGAGGCGAAGGGCCGCCGUCUGGGCUGCCGGAGGGGCUGGCACCGGACGGGAAGGGCGGCUUCGUGCGGGUCUCCGACGGGACUCCGGUCAACCUGGAUGAACUCAGCGACGAGCAGAGGAAGCAGCUCGCCGCCGCGAUGUCAAGGGCGCAAGGCAGGCAGCCUGGAGGCGCAGCGGCUGCACGAAGGCAGGGCAAUUUAAGCACCUUGUUUCAUUUUUCCAGUGCACUCAAAAUACCUACAUGAACCAGGCUGUGAUACGUGAGAGAGAGGAAAGGAUGGAUGUGUUUAUGGUUGUGAGAAGGAAGAUGUUCACGCCCAUUUCUAAAUCCUGCCAACCGCAUCAAGACGCGGUCCAUUCUUCGAGCUCUGUCUAAUGGAUUAUCAUUAAUAAGAUGUGAUGAUCUGCGUGACAGAAAGAGAUUGUAAUCUUUCUAAUGCAGCUCUAUUAUUGGCUUGGCCCGUUCAAUUGAUAAGCUGCAGCUUUGACCAUUAUGCAUCUGCUGUUUUCCAUGAAAACAUAUUUUCAAUAGAUGAUUUUCCCAGAUGAAAAGCCUGACUUGAACCACAUUUGGUUAAUUGUCAGCCUCACUGUCGGUGGUUUGUCUUAGUGUGAGAUCAGAGCGUAAGAGACACACCUCCAUACUUGUGCGAAAUUUUCGAAAUGCCUGCUGGGUAAGAAAAUCUGUCGUGCCCAGUGUUUUUUUUCUCCUUUGAACGACGCCUUAACACCCAGCUUAUCAUAUACGUCACAUUUAUCAGACUCUAUCCUGUCCUUUCCUUGUAGUGCUAAAUAAAAUUCUGAAUUUCACUCAUUUAAAUAGGUUGUGUGGGAAAUAUAGAGAAAGGACUGCCAGUGAAAACAGUGUGCUUAUCCAUCUACAAUGUUCCAGAUUUCAAAUUUUUGUAUAAAACCAUGAAAAAAAUUCAACAUAUGUAGGUUUGACAUGAUAUAAUAUGUUGUGGUGCUGAUUGGCCCUUUUUGGGGUAGAAUUGUUAUUUAUAUCUGAAGCAGGAGAAGGGGGGAGGGGUGCAUCAAUAUUAAUAUGACUAAAAAUAGAGCAGCAGCGUUAAUGUCAUCACACAUGGACUUCCCCUCCUGCUGCUUUCAUUUCUUUAAAUGUAAAAGUCAGAUUUCAUCCUCCCUCGCUGUCAUCCUCUGUCUAGUCGCUGUCCAUGGUGCUGAAAUCAAGCUGCAUUGAAUUGGCAGUACACCACCUCUACUUUAAAUUGUUGCUUGGUUCUUAUGACACAGAAUUUACUGUAAAAAAUUCAUCAAAUGAAAUAUUCAUGACUCCGUUAAACUUGCAAUGUAAUUUAUACAAAACUAAUAUGUAUGUUAGAUGCAGGAUCACAACAUAAUUCAGUCAGCCCAUUGGUCCCCUGAUGCAUGUCCCAAAGGAUCCCCUUGACUUUUGUGUGUAGGUUGUGUUUGCCUGCUCUCAGCCUGUGCUAACAAAGAUGUCUCAGCUUACCCCCACUGAGCCGAGCAUUUCCCUCUCAAUCUCAAUGAUCUGCACUCCACGUCAUUCAGCGGUAUUCACUCUCCUGUCAGCUUGACCUGAGGGCUGCUGGACACACAUUUUGUGCUCACUGAUGUGUUGAAAAGGGCCCGAUAUUACAAAGCGCUAAUGCCAUGGUCUUUGCUUUUAUUAUUAGCUCAGUGAAGCCACAGUAGAGGCAGAAGAGGGAGGAAACACACCAGGCAAGAGCUGUGAAAUUGACCAGCGGCAAAUGAGUGGAAAAAUGUGCAUGUACAGUUAAAGAGGAGGACAAAGAAAUCCAAAAUCAUGUUAACAAUAAAAUAAACACUCAGUUUGAAUCAACUUGUCAAAUGUAUUGUUGUUCUCUGUUCUGUCUUUUGUUCUGGACUAAUACUUGGUACUGUCAGUCAAAUAUUUGUUUUAUUUCAGGAAUUGUGUUUGUAUUUUUUGGUGAUUUUGAUGUCAAUCCAUUUUUUUGUUUGCUGCCAAACAAAAAACUUAAAUACAGCGAGGGCUUAGAGAAAUGAAGAAUGUAACAUGUAAUAAGUAUACAGUCUUUGACUCUCCAACAUCAGGUCUGUUGUUUUCACCAGUUUAUCAUUUUGAGAAUCUUGAUCAUAAUAAGAGCCUGUUUUCUUUGUUUCUGUUUCAGACCAUCGGAAUCUGAUGCCCAGCAUAGUCCUCAGCAGGUAGGGGCCUCCAGGGGCCCUGCAGGUCUCAGUAAGAGCAGAACUGUAGACGCCUUCAACCAGGGUCCACCAGGUAGGCCCACACCGGGCCGUAGCCCCUCCUCCCUCAGCCUCUUCGAAUCCAGAUUCCGGCAAGAGCCUAAAGACCCAGAGACCAAGUCCUCCGGUAUGUUUGGCUCAAGCUUCCUCAGUGGGGCCAAUCCCCUCAGUGCCGUGUCCUCCAUGACCUCCUCUGUCUCCUCCUCCAUCUCCUCCAUGGGGGACACUGUCAACAUGCCCAAGUUUGGACUUUUUGGGGAUGAGGAGGAAGGAGGAACUGCAGCACCUGAUCCUAAACAGGGAGGAAAGCCACCAGGAAAGGGCCCCCAGCAAGGGCCAGGACCAAGGGGACCUCAACAAGGACCACCUCAGAAACAGGGUCAGGGACCACCUGGACAGGGGCCAAAACCAGGGCAAGGACCCCCAGGGCAGGGUCCAAGGCAAGGCCAAGGUCCUCCUGGACAAGGGCCUCCAGGACAAGGUCCAAGGCAAGGCCAGGGUCCACCAGGCCAAGGACCAAGACAAGGUCAGGGUCCACCAGGCCAAGGACCUCCUGGUCAGGGACCCAAACCAGGUCAGGGUCCACCAGGCCAAGGACCUCCAGGGCAACAGGGCCCCAAACCAGGUCAGGGUCCACCAGGCCAAGGACCUCCAGGGCAACAGGGCCCCAAACCAGGUCAGGGUCCACCAGGCCAAGGACCUCAAGGGCAACAGGGUCCCAAACCAGGUCAGGGUCCACCAGGCCAAGCACCCCCAGGGCAACAGGGUCCCAAACCAGGUCAGGGUCCACCAGGCCAAGCACCCCCAGGGCAACAGGGUCCCAAACCAGGUCAGGGUCCACCAGGUCAGGGCCCUAAACAGGGAGGGCCUCCUCAGCAAAAAGGUGGACCCCCUCAACAAGGACCUGGAAAACCUGGACCUAAACAACAAGGGCCACCAGGGGCCCAAACUGGAGACCCAGCUAAGAGUGGAGGACCUCCUGGAAAGCCUGGAGGCGGUCUUUGUCCGCUGUGUAAGACCACCCAACUGAACAUUGGGUCUAAGGAUCCGCCUAAUUACAGCAACUGCACAGAGUGUAAGAACCAGGUCUGCAGCCUUUGUGGGUUCAGCCCUCCAGACUCAGCGGUAAGACUCUGAUCAUUAUUAUUAUUUAAAUCUUAGUCUUAAAAAGUCGAUCAUUACUCCUAGAAGGUCCUAAAGUGACUUACAUUUGUGUCAGCAUUUCGCACACGGCUGCCUGUUUGUGGUGAGAUACUCAAUGGUCAAAUGGAAUUCAAGUCUCCUGCCAAGUGUACCAGCGUUUAUCUUAUAAUACACAAGGCAGUGUAUGUUUAAGGUCACAUAUUAUGCACUUGACUGUUUACCCAACCAACAUGACAGUGCAGAAAUCUUAUCAUAAAACAGAAUUCAGUUUUUUUCUUCUUUUUUUUAGGUCGAGUGUAAGCUAAAAAUUUCUUUUGGAUUUACGGGAAUGAAGAAAUUCAACUCUGUAUAUAUUGAUUAGGGCUGUCACUGCAACAGUUAUUUUGGCCAUGAGAUAAUACCAUAAUAUUAUCACUAUGUUUUGAAAAACCUGAAAAUAAAACAGCACAACCAGUCCUAUUAAGGAAAGCACUGCUACGGAGGGGAAACAGGAUAAACGUAAUACGGAAUAUUAGGACUGGGACGGUGUGCUUUUCUCCUGAUUCGAUUCUUCUACGAUUUUUUGGAUGCUGAUUCGAUUUAAAUUGCGAUACUACGAUAUUGUCAAUUUUCUCGGUUUUUAGUCUGCUUUUUUAACACCAGUGUAACAGUUGAAUGAUUAUGACUGUCUACUGACUAUUCCAGGAUCCAUAUUUCCCCCAAAAUACAAAUCACAUGUAAGUCAGUUUUUAAGAUUUACGCUUAAAUUUGACAAAAAAAUAAUUUUUGAACAAAAAAUCGAUUUAAAAAUUGUAAAACAAAAAAUUGAGAUGAUUUUGUGAAUCGAUUUUUUUCUCCCGCCCCUAUAAUAUAUGCUGUCCAUUUGUAAUUAUGUUUAGAUCUAUGCCAUCAUUUUAAAGUGCACCAAGAUUUAAGUUCCAAAACUUAUUAUAAACAGUUAAAAUAACAGUUUUCUAUUGAUUAGUGACUUGAAAAGGCUUCAGUACUCACACUGUUUUUAAAUUUACAACAAAUCUUAAAAUGCCAGUUUUUUUAGACAUGCCUAGACAUUUCCCAGAAAGAUGCUGCAGCUAUCUUGCUGGCAGCUGCAACUUCUUAAUCUUUGCUCUGCUUAAUUAUGUGCUAACUGGUGUAAGGGACCACUUAUUGUAAUGCAAUAUGCUUAUUUCUAUAACAAUAUAAAAAAACCUUAUUGUCACAUUGCAAACACAUUAAGCACUAAUGUUUAAAGUAUUCUAUCAAAUCAUUUAUUAAGACUGGAUCCAGUUUUUUUAUGUGAAUUCAUCAUUCUCUAUUAGCAGUAUAUUGCUGUUCUCUGAGAUCAAACAAGAGCAUGCGCAUGAUUUGAGGAACAGAGCGACCAUAUGGACACAGGGAAUGUGGUGAUCAAGGUGACUCAUGUCAUGGCCACAGGAAGAUACUGUGCCAGCCAGUCAGGGCACUCCGUCACACAUGGACCACAAACACUGGUGGGCUUUGCUUACAGCAGAGCAGAGUGACUGGUUCCUUCUGCUUGGGAUUCUUUUGGGGAUUUGUUACUACGCCGAUAAAGGUCAACAGCUAUUUUUUAGCCGUUGAUGUGAGAACUACAUGUCUUUAAAACGCACACUUGUUCUUGUGACAGUUACCAAUGCAGGGGUGCCGGUUUUCUUCUGGUUGAUAGACCUUAUCUUAGUCAGAGUCCCAGCACAUACAAAAAUAGUCAUUGUUGCACUCUAGAUAAUGAUCAAAUAGUCAACAUUGGACCUUUUCAACUCUGUGGUUUGCACACAUUGGGAACCAAGGAGAUGACCUAUGCACUAAACAAAGACCACUAUUGUGUCGCUGAGUUCAUGGGAACAGCAUGAAAAAGCAUAAAUUCAGACGGUGUAGAUUUUCCACUUACUGCCUUGUUGAAGAUAUUCUCUUGCUCACAGACGAUAUAUUAUUUUUAGGAUGAAAUAUGAUGUGUGUUCAUUUUUGAUGUUUAUAGAAUAAGACGUGUAAUUAUAAAAAAAUAAAAAAAACCAGAAAAAACGCCUUUAAUGCUAUAUGAUUGUUCCGUUGCCUUGACUGGCUGAUCAGCAAAUUAGCGGAUUUAAAUUUUCUGAUGUUAAAAGGAGGCAAUUUGGUUGGGGAAAACAGGAUGGAGCUUAUUUGGAACACUAAUUCAUGUACAUGUCUCUAAAUUUGUCUGUAUUUACGCAAACAAAAUGAAAAUGCUCAUUGUCUAGGUUUAAUUGGUUCUGCUUGCCCGCCUGUGUUUAAACUGUAAUUGCACAUGCCAUUGAUGUCUCUGCUCAUAACAGUCUGGAUAUUUAUUCCAGUCUAACCUAACCCAUUUCUUGUUUCAUGCACAGGGUAAAGAAUGGCUGUGCCUGAACUGCCAGAUGCAGCGAGCGAUGGGAGGUAUGGAUCCCCCUGGCAUGACAAAACCCAAACAAGGCUCAGCCCCACCCUCCCCCCAGAGACAACCACCCGGCAAGCCUGGCAAGCUGCUGAUAAAGCAGCAGAGUACCACCGACCAAGGGUUAACACCACCGACCACGCCAAGGCAGAAAUCGCCAGGUGCAACAUCUCCAGGACCUUCGUCUCCAGGCUCCUCAAUGGGAGGAUCACCUAAGAUUGACCCAAAGACUGGGCGUCCGAUACAGAAGUCCACUCCCCAGCAGUCUCCAGCUAAAGGAAAACAGGAGUCCAGCUUCUUUGGGGGUUUAGGAGGUAUCAGUCUUGGAGGUUUAACAGACGUGGCCAAACCUCCUGCAGCUGCCACUCAAGGUGGUGGAGGGUUCUUUGGGGGGUUAGGUGGUUUAAUGGAUUCGUCAAAACCUCAAGCGCAGACUGGAGCUAAACAGGAGGAGUCUGUUGCUGGGAAGUUCUUUGGAGGUUUUGGGGGUUUGACAGAAUCGGCAAAACCUCCUGCAGCAGCCUCUCAAAUGUUCAGCUUUGGGUCAUCGCUUUUGACUUCAGCCACAAAUAUCGUCACUGGAGAAGAUGACAAAGCAGCAGGUUCUCCACCAGGGUCGCCGCCAGACUCCCCUGCUGACUCCGGACCGGGUUCCCCUCCGGAUUCUGGCCCUGGAUCACCACCUGACUCGCCUUUCUCUCCUCCAGGGUCCCCGCCUGAUUCGGACUCUGCUCCUGACACCCCACCAGCCUGGCUCAAGAAACCUCCCAGAACAAUGUCUGUGGAGAAGGAAGACAAAAAACAAGCAGGCAAAUCUGCAGCUGCACCUGCUCCAACAGCCAAGGAAAGCUGCCCUCUCUGUAAUGUGGAUCUGAACGUUGGUUCGGCAGACGUGCCCAACUUCAGCCUUUGCACUGAGUGCAAGAAGAAAUGCUGCAACCAGUGUGGAUUUAACCCAACUCCUCAUUUAGGAGAGGUAGGAAAUGUUAUCACACCUACACUGUUGUCUCCAGCCUUAUCCUGUUCUUUUAACACACGGCACCUACCAGCAAUUUAUGCAUUCUGUCGCAUAUAAAUAGAACGCAAGCUUCCUCUGGAUGUUUCAUUGAAAUAGGUCACAGCAAAGACACCAUCAGCAGUGCCAGUUUACAGCUUCUUUUCAAAAGCAACAUCUCGCAAAAUACUCUGAUGAGGAGAUAUCCAACUGUGAGUUUUGGGAUGUAAAUUCCUCUAAAUACAUGCAGUGAAGACAUCUACAUUACAUGUCUGACCGCUGAAUGAAUGGAUGUGGUCAAUUUAUCCUGCGUUUUCAAAUGCCAGUCUCAUUACUACCAGGCUUUCUUUGGUGGAGAGGGCAGCCAGAAAUGUCAAGAUAAAUUAGGUUGUUUAAAUGGAUGUCUCAUCAUAGAACAGCACUUCAAACAAUUGACACUUGACUCCGAAACUUGAUACUUGAUUGCUUGUGGGUUUAACCGUUGGUUUUAAUGUGCAGAAUACCCCAGUCUCUUCAUAUUUAAAGCAUUCUUUACUUAACAUUAUUUACAUCUUAGCAAUUUCAUUUGCUUGUGUGUUUCUACGCGUGAGUUUGUCAUUACCGUGGUGUGGAAACCAAACACCUCUGGCCUGCUUUUCUCCUGAGUUACAAGGACUGUUUCCUGUGCUGCACUGUUUUGUAUUGAAACCUCAAAAAAGGCGUUCAGAUCCACAGAGCAGAUGGAGUAUUAUAUGUAGUGUAGAAUCAGUAUUUUAUGGUGAUAAAGGCUCACAAUUUUGUACUCUUUCAUAUGCUUUCUUCACUUAAAACUCGAGGUGAAGUAUUCUAGUCCUUACACACAUGCUAUUAUUACCGAUACAGUCCAGUGGGAGUCUCCCUUAUUGAAAUUCAAAGCUGCGCUCGGCUAAAUCGGCUGACUUCCUCGGUCACCUACAUUCUGAUGUUUGAUUGUAUCCUGUUAACAUGGUCAUGCGAUUCAGGCCACGUGUUGGUCACCCUUCACUCUCUCUAGGCUUCACGUGUUGGCUUCUUUGUCACCUAGUGGUUCUAAGUGAGUCUUAAGUAAUUUGCUGUGUAUUUCUGGCGCACUGAUGAGCCCUCUGUGACAGUGGAAAGAGCUAAGCUGAUCUGUAAACAGGAAAUGGAAAAAUCUAUGUAGUAUUGCCAAUUUCAAUGCUGCAUGUUAAGCUAGGCUAACCGGCUGUGAGCUGUAGCUCCAUACUGUUAGUUGUAUCUUUGUCAGAACCCUGUAGGAUUCAAAGUUGUGUAAUUCUUCAGUGUCCAGGCCAUGCUAUAGGCCAGUGGUUCUCAAAUCCAGUCCUCGAGCCCCCCCGUCCUGCAUGUUUUGGAUGUUUCCCUGCUCCAACACACCUGAUUCAAAUGAUCAGCUCGUUAGUAAGCCAUUCCAGAGCUUGAUAACGAGCUGAUCAUUUGAAUCAGGUGUGUUGGAGCAGGGAAACAUCCAAAACAUUGCAUUGCGACUGUGAAGACUGGAUGGUAUAUCCAAAUUUGAUUUUAUUAGUGAUAAUAUCUCUCAUCACAGUCAGUUAAAAGAUGGCUAACAUUUGUUUACAGCAGUGGCAGCACCAUUUACGACUAAUUUUCUUUAACAGUUCCCAAUUUUUGUCUCACUGUAGCUUUGAAUUUAAAUCACAAUCAUGUUAUAAGACAUGGACAUUGAAGCCAAAAAUGUUCCCACUGAUCCUUUAAAAUUCCCUUUUUGUCUUAGAGACAGGACAGUCAGUUCAGUUUUUUUUAAGCAUGAUUCAGCUAAAAUGUGGUGCAAAAAGAUGAAUCAUGUUUGACUGGAUACAAAUAAAACCCUUCAUUUGCACAGGAACAGAAGUCAAUAUUAAACAGCAGUACCUUGUGGGUGAAAGACACGCGUACGCAGCACCUCGGUUGAGUCAUCGACCCCCCCAUAUACCGUGCCUCACUUCUGUGUCAUGCGCUGUCAUAAUGUCGGCUGUCAUUGGGGGUUUACUUGCUGACGUCUGGGAGUGGGUCAGAGUGCCGUGUGUGUAUAUACCUGUGAGCUGAGCAGCAUGUUUUAUGAGGAAUAAGUCAGGUAUGAUGCUGUAGUCUGGUGUGUGCUUCCAUACUGAAAAGGUGCUGCCUGUUUAAAUAACUUUGAAUCCUUACAAUCUGUGUAUAUGUGUGUUUGUGUGGUUUAGACUGUAGUUUCUGGGGCUAAAGUUUUGCAUUUCAUCCCAUUUAAAUACAGGAGGUUGAGUGUAUGCACACUGAGUCAGCACGUGUGUGAAAGUAGACGUAAUCUCUCCUUCCUAAAAGGAUUAAAAAGGCAACAGGAAGCCUGUCGUCUCAAUCACGGCUUGCUCCUGGUGUCCUAGGUGACUAAGAGGGGUGGUUUUCUCUUUCUUUCUCAAUUCCUUUCCGUCACAGCCCUCCAUCUAUCGUGGCCAGCCUUACCCAGAGUCUCUCCUUCAUUUCCACCUGUUUUAUGUCUUCUUUCUCUCUAUCCUUUAAUCUUUUUCUAUAUUUAUAAGGCCCUGAGGAGACUCACUUAAUGCUGGUGGUUCUCUGUUGCUGAUCCUUCCUUUAAACACAGUCUUUUCUCCGUGUCAGACUCUCCCUCUGUGGUGCCAUCCCUUUGCUUUCUCGGUGUCGUUCCCACUUUGAUGUAGGGAAAGUCUGUAAAUGUGUGUCUGUGUCUAGUGCUGCUCAGUGAUGUUAUAGUAGCUCAGGCUCCAUGUCAUGUUGGCCUUAUCAGUAAUGAGUGUGCUUGUCGGGGAAGUCUUACGUAAAAUGGGAGAAGCACCACUUUCCUAACAAGCACGACUCAAAGACUACAAGCUGAGAAGAGGCAGCAAGUUACAUCCUUUAAAACUUAUAUCACAAAUACAGAUAAAUCUCAUCUUCUAAACAAGAUCUCUGACGUUUUGGAGUCACUUCAGAUUUUUUUGCAGUUUGUGUAACUGUAUGCCGUCCAGUUUAUAGUCAGCAGGCUAAGACCCUACCAGUAUUCAAAAGUUGAAGUCGGUAUUAAAGCAGUAGCAGAUCUACACCCCAAAAAUAUGUUCUCUAUGCAAUCCAGGGUUUGACACUAACUUUUUUUAAAAGGAGCGCAUGUGCUCCUAAGUUGAAAAAGUAAGGAGCACACAAAGAACUUUAGGGGCACAGUAAAAAUUGAUCAAAUAAUGUGUAUCUUAUUGUUCGACGUAAGUACUAUUAUUUGAAAUCAAUUUUAGGUCAGUUGGUCACAUGACAUUGAAGCUACUGAAGAAAAUGUUAAAAAUUUAUCUUUAAAUUUGACACAAAAACUUAUAGAGGACUAAUUAGGGAAAUAAAGAGGUGUGUCUUAUUGUCCGACCUUAGUACUAUUAUUUGAAAUCAAUUUUAGGUCAAUUGGUCACAUGACAUGGAAGCUAUUGAAGGGAAAAAGCAUUUUUUGAGAACAUCAAACGGUAAUAUAUUGACGGCCCCUUAUUCAACACCCAACAUUUACAGCAAGGGUUCCGAGUAGAUUCAACCGCGCUGCUGUUGCUAUUCCCCAUUAUGGAGAGUGAGAAGACAACGGUAGAUCCGCAGUGAAUGUCUGUCAAAUAUCUAUCCUAAAACUAACUUCGCCGCAGUAGUUACAUGAGAAAAUAUUUGUUGCCUCUGCUGAUUUUUUUUAAUGCGCACAUGUGCCCCAAAUACAUUUUACAAUUCGCGCUCAAAUAUGAGUGAAAUGGUCUCACUGUCGAGCCUUGCAAUCAAUGUAAUCCGCUAGCUCAGUGGCGUGCGUGUGGAUGAUUUUCAAGUCACCAGGCAGUGUCUGCUGUCUGAACGAUAGGUCGCCUAUGAGCCAUACAUGUCUCUGGGUUUAAAUCAACGGUUUAGUUGUAGCCUUGUGGGUGGAACUGGAACAUGCAAAGGUUAAAGGUUGUGUUAAGGCUAUAACAGAAAUGAUUACGUUUGAUCACAGAGUGGCUCAACACCCGUACAUCUGCUUGAGGCAAGUACAAUGUUCAAACCAUCAUGUUUUUGUAGGUAGGCCUGAGUCCUUCACCUCCUCGUGUCUGUGAGGCUCUGUAUGCUAACACAUGCUCACUUCACGGUGUUUCCUGUGUCCUCCUGCCUCAUUGUUAUUCUGUGGUGGUGCCCACGGAAUAACAAUACCCACCCACAGCCUAAACCCUCCAGAGUCUGCACUUGCAGAUAAAGCCUUGCACUGUGAAUCCACAUGUACUUGAAGAGUACAGGACCAGACACUGGUAUCACCUUACUGGCAAAAUAUCAGCCCGGUGGCGCUGUGUUUUUUUUUCUCUUGUUAACUUAACCAUUCACAUCCAGCACCCAGUUCUGAUACCUCUUUACACUGUUAUUUGAUGCAUCAUUAGUGCAUCUCAGGUUACUCUGUUUCUGGUUCAUACAGUCCAGUUGCCUCACAGUUUUGGCAUCACUGGCCCGGGAGGCUGAAGUGUAUAAAAAUAGUCCCGUGCACAAAGGGGAGAACACGAGCAACUGCAGGGCAGCUCUCUUUAUCUCCCUUUCCAGUCUCUUGUGUUCACUCUGUCAUAUUUCCUGCUUUUAAGAAAGGGUCUUUCUGCUGCACCAGGCAACCCACAGAGUCCCCCCCAAGGCCACCUUGCAAGGCUUGAAAUGGAUGCUAUUUUUAGACAUUUAGGUGUUGUUGUGGGCAGAGCUUAGCCCGUCUGUUGGAGGAACAUUUUAGUAGAAAACGCCUGAACACAAAUAGGACUAAACUGUGCUUCUUAAUAUUCAUGUUCAGCGUGAAUCAGGCUUUAGGAUUACAGUCUUGUUUGCUGGUUCUGGAUCGCACUGAAGCUUUGACAAGUGCUUUGUCUUUGUUCUAGAAAUUGUUAGGUUUGAAAUGAGCCGUCCUUGGGCUCUGCAAACAGCCUCGUCUCUUCCUUUUUACUCAGCUUGCCCUCCGGCUCCACUCCAGAAUGAUUUCCAAUUAUCCCCUUUCUAAUUUACUGGUGCUUGUCUGCUUAGCGAGGGCCACAUUUUAGCCACGGAGCCAAGCUAGUGCCCAGAAGGUUGGAGGAAGAAAGCCAAGAGCGUCAUGUGUGCCAGCUCUGAGGCCUGGUGAGACCGAGAGGCAAGGACACACAGACACUUGAAAACACACACACACACACACACACACACAUACACACACACACACACACACACACACACACACACACACACACUCUGGCACCGGCUUCGUCUAGUUAGCACAGGCUGUUGUAUUUACAUCCCCACUUUGGCUGCUCUCUCUCCUGUUUGACACGGGCUUUACUGCACUGACAGGAGGGUCCAUGAUGUGAGUUGAAAAAGCAAGUUGGAGGGUCUGACUCCUGAAAAUUGAUAUUCAAUAGAUACGCCUGGAUUAGGGAAUGGGUUCAACCCGAGAAAUAAUUUCUGUACAUUGAAAACCUGAGAAGAAAGUGGAUUCCCUUUUUUUGCACAUUAAAAGUAGUCCCUUUCAUCCCUGUGGGAGAAUAUGGAAAGUAGUGAAGGUGUGAAGCUGAAGGGCAGGUUUAAGACACUCACACAAGAUCUUAGUCAAGUAGGAAAUUCACAGUCAUACGCAUAUCUUGUGUCCUACAGCGUCAAACACACGGACAGAUCCCCUGUAAUGAUGGCAUACAGGAAGACAGGCCUAUUACAAAAGAGUCCACAUCCUCUGGCAGAAAAAAAGGAGUCCUACUGAGGAGUCAAGAGGAAGAAGGGGGGGGGGGGCAGGGGGGUGUCACGAAAAAUAUGGGAGCUCGGCCUCGCUGCCCUGAGCAGUGCAGGCUUUGACAACGUGACUGUCGGGGUUUGUUUUUGUGCUUCUGAGUCACGCCUCUGAGUCACAUUCGCAGCACCUAUGGGCACAGUUUACUGUCAGGCACACACAUCUGAUGAAUUUGAACACAUACAAGAUUUUUGGAGUAUAGAACAUGGCCUGUAUUUGAACUCAGAGGAGGUCUUAGUCUCACAGAGCUGUGCUACUUUUUAUGAAUUCCCCCUGUAAGUCUUCUAAACAAGUUUCUAUUUUCAAGACUGUCAGAGAAAACAAACUGCGAGGUUAAACUCUCGGUUAAAUUCUCAGUUAAAUUGUUAAUCAGCAUAGUGCAUCAGACUUAUUACACAAUAAAUUAAGACUGUCCUGGUGUCACAUUCCCACCUCAUCAAAUAUCACAAUAACAAUUUUAUCACAAUAUUUAUGGAAAACUUGGAGAAAAACAGUUGAAGGAAGAGCCUGGAGCACCUACUCCUUCAAGUGUUCUCAGUGGUCUCUAAAUUAUGAUUAUUAAGUUUUUCCUAAGAUCGUAAAAAAUCUUCUGCAGAGCUCCAGUAGAUCAUUAGCAAUUCGCCUCUGAGUCGUGGGCGGAGACAGUGCUGCUCUGCACACCCGUCUUCACAUUAGCUUGCAUUCUAACAUUGCCAGUGUAGUAGAAGUAGCGGGUAACAUAGGAGCUAUUCAGCUCUCAGACACUAAUGUCUUUGGGGACACGAGGAAAGCUAUUAUCAUAACUAGCUUUCUUACAAGCAUUGCAAUCCGCUAACGCACACGCUUGUUCGGUGAUCGUCCUCUGUAUUCCUCCUCUAGAGUCUGGCCUGCAUAGCGGGGCUCCGGGGGCGGAGCUUGGAUUGGUUACAUAAGAAAUCUCACUGUUUCUUAACCUGCCGUUUGGGUCUGCCAGAGAUUCUCAGCAAUUCGAAUGAAGAAAUACUCAGAAAAGCAAUUUCGCAUUUAGCUUUCUCAUGAUAUGUCCUGUAGUGUCAGAAAAAUGCCAUAUGAACAUAUAAAAAACAAGAAAAACAUGAUUUUCAUCGGAGUGGGUCUUUAACUCUAUCACUUACCUAUAGUAAUGUUCAAAGUUGUUUUUUAUCAGUGUCCGCGGAAACGUCUCUGAAAAAGAUGUAGCCUCAUAACGUGGCUGUUUGCGAUGCUUUUAUUUUGACACUUUUACUGUCUUGCGUUCAUAUGCCUCAAGUUGCUUGAUUUCGAAAGUAUAAAUGUUCAAUUCAUUUGUGCCCCAAAGAGACGCAAGCUCCCCAUGAGUCACCCCAGUCAAAGAGUCUGGACACACCCCUGCUGAUAAUGACAAAACACCGGUCUACAAUUAUAUUAUCUUAGGCAUGUUUUUAUAACAAGGCAUACACUGUAUGUUUGUAAAAAUUAUGUAUCGUGUGAGUAAGUUAUACAUUACAUAUAUAAUGCCUAUUAUUGGAUGAAUAGAUAUAAAAGGUAUCCACAUAAAGAUGUUGCAAUCACUGGCUGCAGUCAUUAAUACAUAUUUAAUUAUUUGUACAGUGAAAAAUAUUGGUAAUUGGAGCUGCAGAUGGCUUCCAGGAUUUGAGUUUUGAUUCUCAAUCAGGCCACUCAGCCUAAAAAUAACUCCAUCAUGCUUGGGGACCAGGAAACCCAGCCAACAGUUUUUUUUUAAUCCAACGAUACUUUCUGACCAUUCAUAGAGGACGGAAAAGCAUCUUUUAAUCCUCAAAACUUAAUGUCUCCCACAAAUGGAGGACAUGAAAAGAGACGGAUUAUGUUGUGGGCUGUAGAUAAACAUGGAUGCGGUCAGAAAAUUCCCCGAAACAAGCGCCUCACCCUCCGAAAUCCCUCGGCUCAGAGCACAUAUAGCCGCUGUCUCACACCUCUUCCUCUGUGUCACUUCCAAUUUAAAAUCCCGGUCUUGUACACAUAGACACAAAUACACACCUUUUCAUUUCCCUCUGGCACUUUUUCACUCACAUGGCUGGGGAAUAUCAAUCCACAAAGGAGCCACAAAGCUCAGCGCUCAUUGUCAAGGCGGGAAAACAGGAACAUUUAUAUGUAAAAUUAGAUUAUCAACAUCUGUUCAACCCUUAUUCAUCCAGAAAGUGUUUCCCUGCAGCACUCUCUCAUUUCUGAUGAUGACCUGGCUAGUAAAACUACAGUCCUUUGGUUACCAAGCAGCUAAGGGUUAAAUGUGCUCCUCUCAGGGACUUUUUCGAAGCAGCAUUCGAUUUCUCCCCCUCCACUCAAAUGUUGCUGUGUAUUUUGGGAUAAAAGCCAACAAUCUUCUGGUCUGAAGCCCAGUUCUCCAACCUUGAGGCUAUCAACACUCACAUAACAUUCAGUUGCAUGAUUCAAAUGAGAAUUACAUCAACACAUGAGCACGGAUCACUUGAAAAGAGUGCAUGCAGCGUAUUGAACCCUGAGAUGGGGACAUCUGUAACAGCAGGACAUUUAUUAGGACAAAGAUCUUUUUUGGCUUGUGAAGGAGCUGGUGUUGUUAUGGUGUUCUUGCAGUCAAGUGCAUUAUAAUUAAAUUGGCCACUCAGCAAUGCUCAUCAAUGAGAAAAGGGCAUCGACUUCCGCUCUUUACUUUUAGCAGGAGCUUUAGCUCCGACUUUAGCAGUGCUGCAGAAAGGACACCGGUCCUCAAAUAGCCCUGCUAUAAGAGGACCUCCAAUAAGAACCUUCAUUUACAUUCAUUGACUUACACGCUCCUGGAUGCAGUAGUUCGACUCAAAGCCAAUACAUAUGUCUAUGUUUUUUUUGUCAGGAUACUUCACGUGGCACAGUGACUUUGCAUAACAACUCAUAAAAACGUACCUAGUGGUGUUCAAAGGUCACAAAAUCUGCCUACAAGUACCCUCAAAAUAAUCCAAUCAUCACAUUUUGUUCAAAGGAGCCAUAAUUUUUGAAACUUGGAAGUUGCCAAUGCUGUGUUCCCCCAUAUUUUCUGUACCAGAGCACAAACUUGAAGGGAUUAAAAAAAAAAAAUUGAGCCUGAGCAGAAACACCAACAUGACGAUUAAAGUGAGUAGAGUGUGGGAUAAUGGCACAACUUCACCUAUUUCCUAGGUGCAUGUAGAGGGAGGGGAAGUCUAAAAACUACAGCAGUGCUUUUAAUACAGGAGAAACCGACAUCUAUUGAUCUACAUGUUAAAGUGCUGAACUCUACAAGUGCCUGGUGAUCUCAGGAGCUGAUUUCCUGAACCAUGGCAGCUGCACCUGGUUAAAUUUCCAUACAACUCACCCUGUAACUACUGUAAUUUUAAGGCUUUGAGUUAGGUGUAACCAGAGCUCUGGCGACUUGAAGUUGACAAAUGGAAGUGUUGGGCGGUAUGGCAGUAUAUACCAUGUAACAGUUUAAAAGUGUCUACCAGUAGAAAUUUGCGACACUCGCUAACAGGAAAGUUGGAGGCAAUUUUUUUGUAGGAUGGUAGAGGAAGGUCCCGCCCUCCUUCGCCUCUGAUUGGCUAGAAGUGCUGGGCUCCAAUUGGUUAUUCCUAAUGGCUGUGAAACGUCAUCAUCUGCUGGGUUAGGGUUAGGAGAUUCAGAAGUGUGUAGGAUGGAAGGGGAAAGUCCCGCCUCCUUCGCCUCUGAUUGGCUAGAAAAGCUGGAAAUGUCAUCACACACUCAAGCCAAAUGUGGGCUGUCGGCUCUGUACAUCAAACAGAACGUUACAGAACAUUAUCGCACUUCUGAAUCCUAAACUUAACCCUCAUCCUAAUCCUAACCCUAACCCUAAUCCUAUCACAGCCAUUAGGAAUAACCAAUUGGAGUCCCGCACUUCUAGCCAAUCGAAGGCGAAGGAGGGCAGGAUCUUACCCUACCAUCCAACAAAAAAAAAAUAAAAUUUGCGUCUGGGAUGUUGUUUGGACAUUUAUGAGGGCUGAAGCUAAGAUGUUGGCUUCAAACAGUUCACAAAAAAGUGGUGACAUUAUGUCGGCUAUAGCUUGACUAUUUAGCGUAGCUGUACUGUCAUGAGUCGUGGAAAAGGACAAAAUUAAAAAAUUACUAACACACUGUUGGACUUUCAUCUCUAAAUUGAAUGAUUGAAGGAAACCUCUUUCAGAAAAUCCUUAAAACACACAAUAAAAGCUAGGUGCGGUUAAACCGAAUACUAUGUGGCUAUACUGCUUAAGUCUAAAUGCACUGUAACAUCUUUAGGUCAUUCUUGGCAGGUAACAGGAGCUGCAGCUUUUCCUGAGUUCCUGGCAAUUGAUUAAAAGGACUAAAGGGUGGUAAUGUUAAGCUUGUUGGCAGAAGUAGGUGUUGAGUCACCUCCAAUGACCAUAAAGCUCUUUAACUUCUGCUGCUUCAUCCAUUCCCACGAUAUCAUCCUCGUUUUUUUUUUACCUCUUUUCUUUUGUUUUGCCCAUGCACCUGCUUUUCUCACAUGACAAUAUAUCCCUCUGUCUCUUCUCCAUCCUUUCAUCCAUCUGUCCUAUCAUCCAGAUCUUCUCUUCCCACACUCAGUGCCAGGCUUCAACUAUAUUUAGACGAGUAAAACCCUCACAGGAUUCCUUGUCUUAAUCAAAGUAUCGCACCGACCUUCACAAUGCUCCGUCUCCCUGUUGGAAACAAUAACCAACAUGGUUACAAUAUCCGGUUGUCUUUGGGUUUUGGUUUGUCUUCUUUAUGUGUCCUUAGAGGUAGUUUGAAAAAGAUGUAAAGUUGGGAUAUAAAAAGCGAAUUUUAAAAAAAUGUCAAUGUGCCUUUAAUCAUUCAGGUUGGAUUUGUACUUGUCAGAGAAAUAUUACGUGGGAGUAGAGAGCAAGUUGACAUUGAUUUCCUCGGUAUUUCAAGCCUUUCAUCUGGAUGCGUGUAUGUCAUCAACACCGUCACAAACUCGUCUCUGUGGGUGUUGAUAUGUGUCACCUGUUUGGGAUCCGUGCACAUGUGCUGGUAAAAAACGUUCUUGUAAGAUUGCGAUGUGAGCGAGUGACUCCUUUUGCUUUUAUGAAUCAUCCACGCUCCUGUUCCCAGCACUCAUCAUCACAAACAGAAAUGCACGCAGGCACACUGCAGUUUCUUGAAGGCUUGUGGCAGUAUAUUUAAAAAUAUACCUGUCUUGUUAGUGCUCAUUACAAGAAAAUCCAGUCAGGGAAGAGUUGGCCCUGCAGAAUCACUUAAAAAAUGAGAUUUUUAGGCUAUAAAUAAUGAUUGUCACUAUUAGGUUAUUUGUUUAGUCAUUUUAGCCAUGCUGUGAGCGCAGCUUUAUAGAUGAUUCUGACACUCUGUGAUAGUUCAAUCCAUCCAUUUUGUGCAGAAUGAAAUUCUCGAUACGUAUUUGAUAGUCGUGAAAUGAAACAUCAAGAACAUAAGGCCAAAUGAAGAGCUCAACAUGAGGGUAGAGGAUGUUUAUUUUAGUUAGAUACUAUGACAGAUAGCAGUCGGUUUGUUGGGGGAAGUUAACUUUUCUUUUCAAGGAAACCAGUUUGGUGUGUCUGGAGUGCAAAUUUAUGUCAUAUUAUCAGAAUUUUCAUUUGGCGCAAAAAUCAAUCCAGGGUGUUGUCGUCAAAUCGUACCAACUCGCUGGCCCACUGACCCAGCAGUGUAACCACAACAUUGACCUUUUUUAGGUUCAGAUUCAGACAACUUUAUUAAUCCACGAAGGCAAUGCACUUCACAGGAACCCGCCUUGUUAUUAAACAAUGAAGGAACAGACAAUACAAGACAUUCAGAGCAGCAUAUGGCUCAAACAUUCCCCUGUCAGCACCACAAAUCAACAAUAAAUAAAUAACUAGAUAAUCAAUACAUGUGCAAUACGUUCAACAGUGGAAUGACUAAAAUGCAGUAAGAAAUAAUGUGAUAAAAGGAGGAAAAUAAGAACUAAAAGAAAAUUGUUUUCCUGAUGAAUUGCCUUUAAAUUAAUCAAAUACAGCUGGUUCCAAAAACCCAAGGGGCCCCAUGAGCACCAAUGUAAAAUGCCCAUACUGAUGGGUGGGCAUAUUACAGCUGUGAGCCAUGAGGCUAAACACCUACUUCAGCUUCACCUCUUCGUCUGAUUCCAAGUCGACUGAAAGUGAGAUUUAGUGUUGAGUAAAAAGCACUCAACACGGCCCUUUAACAUCCCUCCCACUUUAUUGGUCUAUCAAACAAAUGAUACCAAAUUUACAUAAUACCACAGAGAAAUUCAGAUGCUUACAUUUUGAAUGCUUGCAGGGAUUAAAACUUAUUGACAGCAUCAUUGAUUGAUGGUCAACAAUAUCACCCAUUUCAGAGCCAUGUCAAAUUAUACUUAACAGAGAUGACAGAGAGUACAUGCUGUAUCAACUGGCACAGCAUCUUUGGCUUCAGUUUUUUGCUGAGGCAUAAAAUACUCCAGGCUACCUGGGGAGAUAAACACAGGCUCACUCUGUACAGACUUCUGAAAUUAGUUUCUGGCUGUUGAUGUCAGAGCUGCCAAAGUUGCUUUGUGCAGCCAAAUAAAGGCCUCUAAUGACUCGAUAAUCUUUCAGGGUGACUUCUGUUGGACAUGUCAGAAGGAAAUAUGUCGAACAUUACAGCUAAGUAGCAAAGAAUUGGAUUAGCAUGUCUGCUCGAACAAAUCAAAAUGACUUAGAAAGUGAGGAUCUCUUCACAGUAGCUUUAAGGAACACUGACCAAGUGGUUUUGAUGGGGUGGUAAAAAGGGUUUAAGUGAGUGUGUUUUGAUGUGUCGAUAUCGUCUGUGAUGGCUGGCUUUGAAGUGUCAAAGACUGUUUGAUUGAGUGUGUUUGCAGCUUUUCGUAUCGGCGGCCAUCUCCCCGGCUCUCAGUGCCUGCUCUCUCUGCUUUAACAGAUGAAGCCGUCAUGCUGGUGAAACCCUUAUCUCAAGUCCUCCCCGCCUCGGACAGACGGGCAGACGGAUCGGGUCAUGCAGAUAGCGCGUGCUUGUCCGUGCACGUUCAAACACACAAAAUUUAUUGGCGUCUGUGCUGCGCCCAUCAUCAGGUCUGAGGAUUAACUAGAUUUCCGUCAAGCUGGGGACGUAGCUCACUAACGUCGGCCAACCUUUAUGAUUGAAGGAAACCUGGCAACGCUGUGUCUUCAGUUUUUCACUCCUUCAGUUAACUUAAAUCCCCUGUUCGGUCGCCAUUUCUUUCGUCUCGUGAGUCUAUAAAAUAUUCAUCCUGUCAAAACAUUUUUCCUGCCUUUUUAUGGUUGGGUACAUGUCUGCAGGUCUACUGUCCUCUCUAAAAAGUAGGCCUUCACUGUUUCGGCACAGUCUGAAACAGGGCAGCUCAUGCCUUAUUUACCCUGACUUUGCUGCUGCUGCGACAUCCCCUCACUCGUCUCCUACCAUCCUCCUCCUGUCUCCUCCUUUCUCUUUGUGCUUGAAGUGUCUUGUCUGCUGCAUGGUUUAAUAUGCAGGCUGCAAUCUUCUCUGUAACCCGAUUUUAGCAUAAACCCUGCUGCUAAGCCAGGCGGAGACAUUCACAAGAGAGGGGUCACAGAGGAAUGUUGGAACACUUGGUGUGAUCUGAAAUAGGUUUUUUAUAUUCGAAUAAAGUCGGCUCCAAACACGAUGACUCUCACCUUUCCUGACAGUUGAUUUAUUUGUGUUCCUGCCAGGGGCGCAUUCAUUCAUGUUGAUAAUAGCUUUAUUUUCUUCCCCUAAAACCCAACAUAUUUGUUUAUUAGCACUUCUAUUUUUAACCCAAAGUGCUAAAGUACUGAUUACUCAAUUCCAGUAAUAGCUGCAGCUCUUCAUAAACCCCCCCAACACCCAAAAGAGCCUUAAGCCUGGGUAUGUUCCUCCAUGGCACAAUGUUUAAGUACCCAAACAAUGAGAUAAUAUGGGAUACAUUUUAGGAGCUUUUUCAUGAUAUAUUGAAACAGCUAGGUUGUUUGUUGCUUACUCUAGUUUUUAAAGACAGGGCAUCCCGGGUGCUUUUGAAAAAGAUUUUGUGGUUAAAUGAUGGUUCUCAAACAAAAAGCAGCUUAGGAACAAUGUUAAUAUAGGCCUCAAAAGGCUGCACAAACACUGAUAGCCCAAAGUACGUAUGUUUUUGUAUGUUUAGGUUGAACAAAGCCGUACACAUUCUGUUGUUACCUUUGUUACAAUUUUGUACUUUGUCGCUCUUUUGUCACCAAAUCAAAGAGAUGAUGAACAACACAAAUUCAGAGCACAUUCAGACAGUCUCUUAAUAAAGUCUAGUACAUGAAAUGCCUUCAGAGGCCACCUAACCUUUCCUGACUUGCAUUGGUAAACCCCCUGUCCCAUUACCAUGCAUUAUUCAUGGGUCUAUCUCUUAACUCCUGUAAAUGCAAAAGCUUUCUUGAAAUGGAAAAAUCUACUCUGGUGUUUGUCACAGUGACAUUUUAACUAUGAAAGAACAUGUUGUAUAAUGUUACUGAGUUUGAAUUUGGACAUGAUAUAUCCAAUCCUAAUUAUUUGUUUGUGUUUUUUAUGCUUUUGUUCAUAUAAAACCGGCCGUAUCUGAGACGUUUCUGUGACUAACAGUUUGUUGUUUUUGUCUUGCAGAAAGAAUGGCUUUGCCUCAACUGUCAGACCCAAAGAGCCAUGUCGGGACAGCUUGGAGACAUGCCACCUCCAGCUGCAGUGUCCCCAAAGAAGCAAGCACUUGCUCCUGCUCCCUCCUCCACCCCUGCCCCUGCUGCUGUAGAUAGUAAACCUCCUGUAGAAGCAGCUGACCCAACCCCACCUGCUCCCGACACCAAGGUAGAGCCUGCAACCAUCCCUACGCCUGACAGUGCACUCAUUUCACCUGAUCAUGAUGCUUCUCCUCUCUCUGAUAGUGCCCCUCCUCCUGAAACACCCCCUCAGGAAACACCACAGUCAGAGGAACAAACACAGCCACUCGUAGCUGAAGCAGAGUCAGAGCCUGUAACUCAUCCUGAACAACAGGCUCCAAUUUCAGAGAGUGUAGCUGAGGGUGUCCCUGCAGUCGAGCAGCAGGAGGACAGCUCUGAAAAAAUAGGAGAGGAUGGUCCUCACCCUGAGACAGAGCAAUUUGAUGCUAAUCAACAAACACAAAGUGCAACUGCCAGUGAAAUCCCAGCCGCUGAGCAACAACAGAGUGACGCUGAGAAAGCGGCUGAGGACCGUCCUCUCCCUGAGACAGAGCCAUCGAAUGCACAGAGCUCACCUGUCACUCAAAUCCCAGCAGAUCAGGAGCAACAGAGCAGCUCUGAGAAUGUAACACAGGACCUUCCUCUUACUGAGGAGACUGAGGAGCAAAAUGUAUCGACUAAUACAGGUUUAGACAAGAAAACAGCCCCUGCUGAGGUAGAAUUAGAGCCAAAUCCACAGAUUUCCCAGAGUGAGGCUGCAGCCUCCCAAACAGAUAAUGAGAAACUGGAGCUCACUCCGGAUAAACCUCCAGAAGUGACAACAAAUUCAUCUGAGCCUGAGCCUACCAAGAGCUCAGACUCAUUACCACAAGAGGACCCUGUUGAACUAAAUCAGAAGACAGAUGUGAAUGUUAAAGAGGAAAAAAUAACAGAGGUAGAGCCAGGUAAUCAAAGUCAGCAACCCCAGAUAGAUGAACCCCAGGCUCUUCCAGCAGAUCAGACUCCAUCACAUACAGAGGACAAGGCUCUGAAUGAGGAGCAGACGGAUAAUGAUGCAAAGCCUGAGGCAAGCAGUGUAGAACAUGAUGUGAAGGAUGUAGCUACAGGGGAAGUAAAGGUAGAACCAGAACCAUUAACAGAGAAGCAAGCAGAAGAAGGCACUCCAAAAGAAGUUACAGAAACUGUAGCUCCUGUAGCGCCUGUUGACAACACAGAGGUUCCUGAACCUGAUGACAAAAAUCAAGACUUCAAACCAGAGCAGGUCAAAGGUGUCGAAUCUGAGAGCGAGGUCAGAAAAGUAGAAGAGAAAGAAGAAGGGCUUAGUCCCUCAGACGGGAAGAGUGAGGCAAAUAUAGUUGAAGAAAAAAUGAAGGAGACUGUCCCUUUUGAGGAGAAAAGUGAGGCAAAUAAGGCUGAGGAUAGAGAUGAGGUGCUUCAUCCUUCAGAGGAGGAAGGUCAGGUUAAAAAAGGUGAAGAAACAGGGGAGGAGCCUAGUCCUCUGGAAGAGAAAAUCCAGGCAGAUAGAGCUGAGGCAAAAGAACAAGAGUCAACUCCCCCGGGGGAGAAAGGUGAGGAGAAUAAAGUUGAAGGAAAAGAGGAGGGGUCUAGCCCUCAAGAGGAGAAAAUUCAGGUUGAUAAAGUUCAGGAAAAGGAGGAGGUGUCUCCUCCUUUAGAAGAGAAAAGUCAGACAAAAGUUGAAGAAAAAGAGCUGGGGUCUGCUCCUCCUGACCAAGCAGAUAAGUCCCCUCCUGGUGUUCUAGUUGAAGAGGAGAAUGCUGAUAACCAUAAAGUUAAUGAAGAAGUUGUUCUUAAAGAGGAAAUGGUUAAGCAGGAGGUACCUGAAAAGGUUGAUGAAGAAAAAUCAGAUGAGAUGAAAAUAAGAACAGACACUUCUGAGAAGGAGAAAGCUCUUGAAGUCGAGCCAGUUGAGAAAAGGGAAGAAAGUGAGAAUAUUUCAUCUGAUGGCAAAGCCUUUGAAAAGGAUGUAGUUCAGGGAAAUGCAGAUGCAGAGAAGUCCACUGAGGUCAAAGCUGAAAAAGAGGGAGCUUUUGAAGAACAGGGGGGUGAACAGAAAACAGUUGAGAAGGCAAAUGACCAGAAACCUCAAGAGGAGGAGGUUAAUCAAGCAGAAUCAAGCGCAGCCCCGUCUGCUACUGAGACAGAGACCGUUUGUCCUGUAAUAGAGGAAAAAGAAUCAGGAGCAGCCACAGCUACAGUAGAGAUACAGAUAUUAAAAGACACAGAAACACCAGCUCAGGACAGUCUUGUUAAGGUAGCAUCAUUGUCUGAAAAGUCAGAGGAGACAGAAAAGCCGAUUGAAGCAGAGAGUGUGGCCCCAGAAGAGGAAAAGCAGACACCGGUAGAUAUGAAGUUAAAGGCAGAUGAUGAUAAGUCUGAGGAAACAGCUACUCCUGAUUUACAAAAAAAAGAAAAGGUCAGUGCCAAGGAGUCAAUGAUGCCGUCCUCUGAGAUCAUUAGCGAGACUCAAGUGGGAGAUAAAGCCUGUGAGGGAAAAAUCAUUAAAGAAGAGGAGGAAGUUGACUCACAAAAGAUUAAAAGUACAGCUGAGAUAGAGGGAGAGACAUCAGAAAACAAAGAGGUCCCAUCUGUUGCUGACAAAAACCAAGAGUCUGUGUCAGGAUCAGAGAUGACUGCAGCCUGCAACAAAGAUGAUACAGCACAAAUUGAAGCAGAAAAGAAAGCAGAAUCAGGUACAGAUCAGGUGUCAGAAACAGCUUCUGAAAACAAAGGUGUGUCUGUAUCAGUAGCUCCUGCUCCUGUAGAAACCCCCCAAAUUCCAGUUUCUGUAGAAAGUGGCCAAAAGGAGGAGACUCUCAACGUGGAGGAGAAAGCUCAGCCUUUGGAAAAGCCCAUUGAUGAUGAUGAUGCACUUGCUGAGCUGACCGUGGUACAUGGCACAAGUAGCGUUGAACUGUAUGAUUUAGGCUGUAUAUCACCUGCUCUGUUCCUUCUGUAUUUAAAAAAGCACUUCUACUCACCUGAAGUCAGGUAUAGAGAGAGGGUGGGGGAAGACCUGCAGCAAAGGGUCAUGGCCGGUAGUCGAAUUAGCAAUCCUUGCCAAGAGGUCCAUAGCCUCUGAACAUGGAAUACACUUAAAAUAUGAGGCCAACCGGGUCACCAAUUUAUCAUCCUUCAUUUUGGCUGUCAGUGAUUGGUACUUGACGCUGAAACUGUCUCUAAGAUUAUUUGUUGGAGUUCCAGAGUUGAUAUUUAUUAAAGUCCCUUGAUUUCUAAGGAAUUUAUACAGACUCACAAACUUAAAACACAAACUUAUUUCCAGAUCUGAGAGGCUUACUGCAUGUUUUUCAUUCAACAGGUGAAAGUGGUGGACACCUUGAAAGACACUGAAAAAGCUGCCAAGGAUGGCAGUCCCACCAGCCCAUCAGACCUGGCAAAGCUGGAGAGCACAGUUCUUCCAAUCCUAGAAGCCCAAGCAAGCACACAACCAAAGGGAGACGAGGAGAAACUAACAGACACUCUUAAGACCAGACGCAAAUUAGAGGUGCUUCCUCUCUCGCCGGACUCACCCAGCUCAGAAGAUGACAGAGAACCCUCUGAAAAGGAUACCAAAACUACCACAAAGAAAAAGCUUCUUGUUCCCAUGGACGUCAGAGGGGAUUCAUUGGAUGAAAGCAGUGAAAGUAUUGGGAAAGAGAGCCCAAUGUCAGGGGAUGAUGAGGACUUCAUUCGAAAACAAAUCAUGGAAAUGAGUGAAAAUGAGGAUGCUUCACCAUCUGAUGAGGAAAAUAUGAUUCGGCGAAAGAUUAGGGAAGAUGAGAAAAAACAUAUGGCACCGAAAAAGCCAGAGGUGAUUGAAAGGAGCACAUCAGGAAAAGCCAGACGCCUCACCAAGAAGAGCACUAUUAGUCCAGAUGAUGAAGAACACAAGGAAAUCUGUGACUCAUUGGAUCAAUCUGACGUGGGAAAAGAAGAAGGACAAGAUACAAAAGCAGAGGAGCAACAGACUACAGCUGAAACUCGCAAAUUUCAAGCUAUGGAGCUGAAUGCUGUAAGCAGCCCCAUUCAAAUACCUAAUGUUGAUGGGGAUCCAGGAAUGGAAAGCCUUACAGACUCUCCUGAUGAUCGGUCUCGAGGUGAAGGGUCAUCCAGUCUACAUGCAUCAAGCUUCACUCCAGGGACAUCCCCAACGUCCCUCUCAUCACUUGAUGAAGACAGUGACAGUAGUCCCAGUCAUAUCCGUUCUGGUGAGGGAAAACAACACAGGAAAGCCAGACACAGACAACCUGGUCAAACGUUGCCAACUAUUGAGGAUUCCUCUGAGGAAGAUGAGUUAAGGGAAGAGGAGGAACUCCUAAGGGAGCAAGAAAAACAGAAGGGAACUGGAAAAAAAUCAAAGAAAGAUAAAGAUGAGAUUCGAGCCCAGAGAAGACGAGAGCACUCAAAGACACCACCCAGCAACCUGUCCCCCAUUGAGGAUGCUUCACCAACAGAGGAGCUGAGGCAGGAAGCAGAAAUGGAAGAGAUCAGACGAUCAUCCUGCUCUGAUUUCUCUCCAAGUAUUGAAUCAGACCCUGAAGGGUUUGAAAUUUAUGCUGCAAAGAUAGCAGCAGUUCAGAAAACCUAUCAAUUGCCUACAUCAGUGUCUCUCCACUCCCCAACAGAUGAUCAAAACACGGAUAAGCCACAGAAAAAGCCUCUCAAAUCUGCUGAUGAGGCUUAUGAAGAAAUCCUGCUCAGGGCUACUUCUCCAACAGUUGAAAAAGGGGAGAUUCAACCUGAAAAAGAGUCCCUUUAUGGGGGUAUGCUCAUAGAAGACUAUGCCUAUACAUCUCUUAUUGACAAUUCAAGAAGUGAUGGGGGAGAACCUGAGAAGAUGGUUGUUCCUGCUCAGCCAAAAAAGCUGAGGUCACCAGAUGAAGUUUAUGAAGACAUGAUUAAGAAAAGGAAAGAAUUCAUGAAGCUUGAGCAGGAAUAUCAAAAUUUGCAGCCCAAGAAGGAAACCACCAACCCGGAAAUAGUGCUGCAACCUGCCGAGAAAACCUUCACAGAGAGCAGCACAGUUACACUAGGCAAAGAUGGAAAGCCAUUGCUGGAUGCUGAGGCUGCAUAUGAAGAGCUAAUGAAAAGGGUGCUUACUCCUGGAACAAGUCCAACUCAAACAGAGCCAGAGAUAGAUGCAGCUGCAUCUAGACGGGCACUCCACCCCAUCCCAGAUUUAAAAGUGACGCAGUGCUCUUCAGGAGAGUUGUCCUCUGAUGAUGAGAGUGUUGUGAAAAAAGAAGAGACAUCAGACAUUGCAGUGGCUUCAGAAACUGAGCAAGUGGUGGUGAUAUCUGAGACCCCUCCGUCAGUCAUACCGGAUCAACCACCCAAGAUCCUAACUGGGGUAUCUCAGGCUGAUGUUGUCGACUUAUCUGGUGAACCUCCAAAGACAUCAGCCCAUGUGAUUGCCAGUGUAUCACCCUUACCCACAGUCCCCCAAUAUACACCCAGUAUUCCGAGCGUAGUGUCAACUGCUCCACCUGUGCCCCCCAAGCCAAAUGUACUGCGUAGGGCUAAUUCUCAGGAAAAAUCAGAGGUAUCUAAUGCACCACCACUGCCCCCUCCCACCCCACCAAAGCCCACUGUUUUUCCCAGGAAAGCCCCAGUUCCACUUCCACCUCAGGCUUCCACAACUCCAGUCAGGCCAGAAGCUGUUGCAGUGACCACAGCCCAAGGGCCACCAACAAGACAAGUGGUCACACCAAUGUACAAACCUCAUGUCCCCCCUCCUGUUCCCCCAAAGCCUGCCAUUCCUGCUGGAGUUGGGGACAGCCACAAAACAGGACAUGGUGUCAAACCACCAAUUGCUCCAAAGCCCGGCUCACAACCUGCUUCGCCCGCCCAUGCUCCACAUGUAACAAGACCCACCGCACUCCCCACCGGCUCUUCUGAAAUAGCUUUGAAUUUGAGCCCCACUUCUGAGAUCAAACCAUUUCAACCCUCACCAAAGUCUCCUUCUUCUCCAAGAUAUGCCAGCAAUCUUCGUGACACAUAUGUGGUCAUCACACUGCCAUCACAGCCAAGCUCUCCAGUGGAGACAAUCUCAUCUCAAGCUCCCUCAAGCCCUGGCCCAGCAUCUCCUGCACACCAUGCUCAACCCCAAAGCUAUCACCAACCCCAGCCUCAACCUCAGCCAUACCCACAGCAGCAUCCACAACCUGCCCCUCCUCAAACAACCAGGGUGCCUCUGGCAUACACACGUGUCACAGAAUCAAUUGAGAGCCAAGAGAUUUGUGGUCCAGAAAAACAUGUGUCCAGCUCUUGUCACAUAAUUGAAGCGAUAUCUGCCUCAGCACAACCUACUGGGGUUAUGCCUAACCUCAUAUCUCAGGUGGUCACCACAGAAGUUCAAAGGACCACUGUCUCAGUUGUUCAUGAAAGAACACCACCACCAGUGCCAGCUCCGAGGGCAAAUGGUGUUCCCAUCUCAAUGGAGAAACCCAAACCCCAGACACCAGUACAGGCUGUCCAACCAUCUGAAGUGGUGGAUUUAAGGACAAUGAAGGUGGACCCAGAGUCAAAUAUGAAAGGAGUUGACCUGUCUGCUGGCCCAGACUCAAGACGUCAGUCCUUGGCUGGAGAUGUCAGUCGUCAAAAUAGUGCAGUGCAAUCACCUGUGGUCAACCUCAGUGCAGAGUCAUCCACUGUUUCUAUAGUGACUGAUAGCAUCACCAUUGUGACCUGUUCUGCCACAAUCCAGCAAAAAGACAAUGUAGACACCUCUCAGGUAUCUUCAGUGCCCCUGCAGCUCACAAAAAACAAAGCAUUUGAGCCCGUUUCUCAAAUCAUUUAUCGACCAGUUGAUUCUCAGCCCUCAACUAAUGCUGCUCCAGAAAUUCCUAUUAACCUCUCAGUUGGAUCAAGCACAGGUGGAGGAAACUUCCAGUCAACUCCUGUAACUAUUGCCCCAACUUCUAUCCCAAGCUGCAUCGCCAAUGGAUUAAAUGCAGGUACAGCCACAGUGGCAGGAGCUGUUGACCUUAGCACAACAAAACCAUUCAACACUGUGGUGUCAGUAGAUGCUGUUUCUUCAGAAGUGGCCACAGCUGUGAUAACAGAUGAUGAUGGUAAACCAGUGGAUCUGACAGCAGGAAAAAGAGCUGUAUGCUGCGAUGUUGUAUAUAAGCUGCCCUUUGCAGGAAGCUGCACCACUCAACAACCAACCACACCCCUGCCUGAAGACCGUUUUGGAUAUCGGGAUGAUCACUACCAGUAUGACAGAUCACCUUACGGCAUGAGAGGGUUUGGUGGGAUUAAACCAUCAAUGUCUGACACUAACCUAGCAGAAGCCGGUCUGUUCUUUUACAAGAGUAAGAACAGCUAUAAUUACAGUGGCACCACAGAGGGUGCAGUAGAUCUUACCUCUGCAAAGAUUUCUGAUGCAGGUCAGUGGAAUGACAUCGCAGACCUGUCACUUAAAUGUCACUUUGAACUGCUUCCACUCAUUCACGGCUAACUUGGUGUUUGGCUUUUGUUUUGCUUUUUUAAUUUUGCAUGGACAAUUCAUUUUUUUCAUCACAAUAUUUUUUUGCAUGUGCCUGCAUGCUGUUACUGUACAACUCGUGUAUGCAUGUUGCACUUCUCAACGUUGAAGAUUUUUUUUUCCUUUUCAUCUUUUUUUCAUUAUUUGGAUAAGGCAUGGCUUGCUUUAACCAUACUCAGUCUAAAUUAUAUGGACUCAACUCAUAUUUUUGACUUUUGACAGGUGAAGCUGUUGACUACUCCAAGAAAGGAAAUUACGCUGGAAUGACAAUCCCACCUUAUUCCCAAGCCAGAGCCACGAGUACUGGUGGGACACUUUUUGGUACAAGCAGUGUCUUGAGAUCAUCAAAUGGGGUGGUCUAUUCCUCUGUAACUGCACCAGUACCUUCUACAUAUGCUAUUACCACCCAACCUGGAUCAAUCUUUAGUACAUCAUACAACACACUGUCAGGUAUGCAUACCAGCGACACCAUGCCAUCUUUGUCAAAUCUCCAGAGUUUGCCACUCACACGGUCCCACAGUUUCUUGUCCACCAUCUCCACUACUGAAGUAGAGGAGAUUGGAGAUGCUCCACUCAAUCUGGAAAUAUCCAAAGGGGGUACUACUACUGCUCAUGCUGUCAACACAGCAGCAACAUCUUUAUCACUUGACACCUAUACCGAUGCAUCCCUAGAGGCUAUUGCUGCUUCAUUGGAGGCUCUGUCCUCUCCCAUGGUUCCUGGGGAUGGUCAGUAUAUGGCAGAGCGUGAGCGACUAGAGAUGGAGAAACUUAAACAGCAGCGCUUAGCUGAGGAAUUAGAAUGGGAGCGUCAGGAAAUACAACGGUUCCGCGAGCAUGAACAGCUCCUUGUACAGAAGGAACUGGAGGAACUACAGGCAAUGAAACAGCAAAUCCUGAGCCAGCAGGAAGAAGAAAGACAAGCUCAUCUAUUGAUGCAGAAAGAAACCUAUGCCCAACAACAGCAGCAGCUUGAGCAGAUUCAGAGACUCCAGGAACAGCUGCGUUUGCAGCUUGAGGAGCAAAAGUUUCGCCAGAUGUACCCAGGUGGUGACAUUCCAGGGCAUGGUGUACAGGAGGCAAUUGUCUUGGGACCUGAUGGCACAGUGCUGGCUAGAAAGAUCACUGAUAGUGGGUGCCAGACUGAUGAAGAGGAUGAAGCAGUCAGCAAAGCAUACACAGCCGGGAGAAAAAAGCGUAGUGCUAAAAAGAGCGUUGACAGUUGUGUGCAGACUGAUGACGAGGAUCAAGAUGAAUGGGAAGCUCAGUCCAGAAGCCGACAAAGCCGACCACGUACUGCCAGGGGUGACAGGGGUGGGCAGUCAGAGAUGUCUCUUCAAGCCCACACUGAGAUUUCCAUACAAACAGAUUCAGAGGGGAACAUAAUAAUGGACUCAAGAAUGGAGCUGUCUGACUCUGAAAGGACUUCACCAAAGAAACGACCAAACCCUCUAGAAAUAAGCCAGUCUCCCAACCUCAAAGUUGAUUCCUCCACGCUUCAAGCCCCUCCAAAGUCUCCCAAAGUGCUUUAUUCCCCCAUAUCCCCAUGUAUAUCCCCAAGCAAAUCCAUGGAGUUUGUGUCCUAUGACAAAUCACUGGGGGAUACAAGCCCACAAAAGCUAAGAGGGAGCACAGAACCCGUAUCUCCUGCAAGUCCCAGGGGACCAAAAGCAAUGCAAAGAUCUAUGUCUGACCCCAAGCCCAUGAGUCCAACUGGUGAAGAAAGAGGCACCCAGUAUGGUGACACUGUAAGUAUCUCCUAUUACUCCAAUUUAGAUAAAUAUUUAGUUUUUCCCAAUAAAUGACCUGUAAUUGAAGGGAAAUUAUCAAAAACAAUGGAAGAGGUUUCACAAUUUCUGAAGACUAAGCAACCAGUUUAGCUAAAUAAUCUAAGGUUCAUGAAAACUUUUAACAAUUUUAAAUUUUUGUUUGCCACAGGGGAAAGGAUCAGGUAGCACACCAACAGGAACACAAAAGAAGGUGAAGAGGACUCUACCAAAUCCUCCAUCAGAGGAAGAGUCAACAACCACAAGCCAAGCAGCAUACCCCACUGGAUCUGCCCGCCGAAGAAUGUGCCGCAAUUCCAACAUGGCACGUGCCAAGAUCCUACAAGACAUCGAUCGUGAGUUAGAUCUGGUGGAGCGCGAGUCCUCCAAGCUACGCAAAAGGCAAGCAGAACUAGAUGAGGAGGAGAAGGAGAUUGACGCCAAGCUUAGAUACUUGGAGAUGGGUAUAAAUCGUAGAAAAGAUGCCCUACUGAAGGAGCGAGAGAAGAGGGAAAGAGCCUACUUACAGAGUGUUGCUGAGGACAGAGACUACAUGUCAGACAGUGAGGUUAGUAACAUCAGAGAGACAAGAGGUGGGCUUGGGGAUGGUGAGGAUGAGGAUCUUGAAGGUCAUGGACUUGAGCGUCCAAGGACAGCUCCUCAAUCUGAACUGGAUGACUUUGUCCCACCUCAAACCAAGCAUGAAUAUGGAAAAUACUCCCAAUACCAAUACCCUCAAAGCCAAUACCAGCAGUCUCUCUACCAGACUCCCCAGUCCUACCAAUCCCAUUCCCUCUACUCCUCUGUCCCCUCACUCACAAGUUCCCAGCAACAGAGUUACCACCAGAUGCUCCUAUUGCAGCAGAAGGCUGCCAGACAAGCAGCCCUCCUCUCAGAGUUGGAUGCAACUAAAUAUGAUGUCAUUAGCCGCCAGCCUGAUCCCACAUCAUCAGCUUAUCUGGGGGUCAAGUAUGACAAAUAUGGCAAUCAUCUCGAUCUCAGAGCUUUGGAAGUUGGGAGUAUGGCACGUAGUCCCAUGUCAGCUGUUUCUGAUCCUUACUAUGCGGAUGUCGAUCACCAUACACCUCGGAGUUAUAUGUUGCUGGAAGAUGCUGCAGAUCUGGCCAAAGGCUCCACAGGCUUGUCUUCAUCUUAUAGUCUGGCUGAGAGGGAGCUAGCCAAGGCAGAGAAGCUGCUACGCCGGAGUGCGGCAGAUCUUGGGUCUACUGAUUAUCUGGGAUCAACCUCGAGACUCCACACUUUUGGAAAAACCCCCGAUGAAGAGGAUACAAUGGAAGAGCCCUAUGAAUUGAAACUCUUGAAGCAGCAGCUAAAGCAGGAGUUUAGGAGAAGCACAGGUGGGACUGAACAGUUAGAACAACUUACAGGUCUCUCCCAGCACUACUAUACCCCUAGCUCUGGCAUCUCGAGUUAUUCCCAAAGACACUACCCAAAGUCAGACAAGUACAGCAUCAGUCGACUGACUCUAGAGAAGCAGGCAGCUAAACAGCUCCCAGCUUCAAUGUUAUACCAAAAACACAAGGCCCCAUUGGUAGAUCCCAAGAUCUCCUCAAAGUAUUCCUCUAUUACAGACAGCAGAGGUUUGGAUACAGACUAUACAAGCUAUCUUGGAUCUACAAGUGCAUCCCCAAGAUCUAGCCGUCUCAUGCAGGAUGAAAUUACCUUUGGCCUCCGGAAGAAUAUUGCAGAGCAGCAAAAAUAUCUGGGGUCCACCUUGGGUGCCAAUUUAGCUGGGUCAUUAAACUUGGGCCAGAGUUUGGGGUUGGACUCUGCCUACCCUAGUGGUAGUCGCUCAAGACCUUCAUCUAGGCCCACAUCUUGCUAUGGUCUAGACUUGUCCCUCAAGAGAGACCCUUCUAGCUCUUCACUUAGGCUUAAAGGGGAUGGUGAAGCAUCUGGAGACGGAACAAGCUAUCAAACCCCCUCUGGACGCACUAAACCAACAAGCCUUCCCAUUGUCCAAAGUGGGCGUGGCAGAAUACCAAUAGUGGCCCAGAACUCGGAAGAGGAGAGUCCAUUGAGCCCUGUUGGGCAACCUAUGGGCAUGGCACGUGCAUCAGCCGGUCCUUUGCCACCAAUCUCAGCUGACUCAAGGGACCAGUUUGGUUCCUGCCUGUCCUUGCAGGAUUCCCAGCAACAGCAACAUAUCAGGGAAGAGCCAACCAGGGGUAGGGGUUAUGUGCUGCUGGAUGACCUUCAGGGCACCAUGUCAGAUAGUGAAGGUAAAAAACAGGCUUGGCACAUUUGCUCUCUUUUUUUACUUAAUUGUCUAUCACUGAGUGUGUCUAUUCAUGGAUUUACUUGCUCUGAUUUAUUCUUACUGUCCAUUGUACUUGGCUACUUUGUGUUUGUUGAAUGUCUGCAUGUUUCUGUCGGCUCUUCGUGUUUUUAUUUUAACUUCAACUUUCGUGAAUGUAUUUUUUGUUUCUCAAGUACGUUUGCUCAAGUAGUUGAGCUCUGAAGUGCAUGCAUACCGUCACUUAUUUUGUUCUUUGCUAACAGUAUGGACUUAAAUGUAUCUUUAUGCAUGAUUUCCAUUUCAGUCUGCACUCUGGAUAUUAUGUAACAUUUAACUAUAGUUUCCUGCAUGAAACUGUGCUAACACUCUGUUCCAGCUAAUGUGUAGGAGGCUUCCCCUCACAAAUAGAAACUAACUUAUGGCAGUCUCAUUUUUAUUUAAAGCAUGUGUUAACAUUAGGAAUUUCUACCAUUGUGGAUUUUUUUAAUCUACAAGAUCAUGAGUGUUAUACAAGCUAUUGGCGUGUUUGGCAGAAUAAUCCUUUUGAACCUAUGUCAGAUGUAGACCACUUUUCCCCCUUAAAUGAUACACUUUAAAAGUGCCUCAUCCACUUGCAAAUUCACAUACAGCACUAAUGUUAUGUUUAGUAUUGAUAUAUUUUUAAAGCCAGGGAUGUGUAAUGUGGAUAGUGAUUAAUAAUGAUUAUUUUGUUAUGUAUUUCAGUUCACGAGAAUAUUUUCAGUUUCACUUAUUGCCGAACCAAACUACAUUAGAUUGACGAGAUAUAGGAAGUUUAACACAUGAUGCUCUCAGGAUGUGGGGAACCUUGAUUGUACUACUUUGAAAUGCAUGAUAUUGGUCAAGACAGUCAUCUGUGUUAAAUAAAUCUAAAACUUCAACUUGCAUGUCUUGUCAUGAGUAAUUGCUUGUUUAUGUUGUGAUGUGUCUGCGUGACUUUCUGUUGCAUGGAAAACUUUUACUCAUUAACCUGUCUUCACAGUGUCUUUUUACUACAUUUCCUAAAGCUAUUACUUCUUUGCUUUAACUUAAAUGAACACACUCUAUCAAAUAGACAAACAAUUUUAAGUUUCCGUGAAGGAAAUAGUCUGCUGAAUAAAAAUAAUAAUGCAGGAAUGUGAUUACUUAGAACAGCGAAUUUUAGGGUUUCACUUUUUAUAUUCUACACUAUAUUGUUAGGGGUGUCUUGCUUGUAGGCUGCAAUCAAUGAAAGGAAAAAGCUUUGGUUUUAUGAUCUAGAGAGUGUCUUUUCUUUGAUCAACAUGAUUUUUUAGCAAGGACUCAGAUGAUUUUUGGACUUGUUUUGACAGGUAAAAGUUAGGCAUCAGCCAUUCAGUUUACAGGCAAUAUAUAUUGAAAGCCUACUGCAAUAUAAUAUUGCAUCAAUGUAUGUGCUUUAAUGGAAUACUUUCUUAAAGCCAUACGUACACUUUACAGAGGAUAAAGGACUGUUUCGUGGGAUGGGAUUAUAGUGACAAUUAUACGAAGUUCAUAUUCCAGUGAGGGUGUAAUUGUUUAUCUUCUUGCUUUGAACUUGUAAAAUCCAUGCAUAACUUCUUUUCACAAUGAUGUGUCUAGAACCUAUCACUUUGCAAAGUAAAUCCAUGUGCCUUGAUUCCAGCUUUAAGUGAUUCCCUGAUGGCUUUGAACAGAGACGAUGCAACCAAUGGUAGAGUAUUAGUUAAGUUCUCUAGUUAUCCAUAAGCUAACACAUUAACCUGCACCACAAGUGAAAUUUACAUCACCAUAACAUGAAGGCAAAAUGUUGGGGUAAAUUAUUAUCUGCAUCAAAAGGAAGAAAACAUUUUUAAAGGAAGAAAAAAACUGUUACUUUAAAUCUGAAAAGUCUGUAAGGACACAUUCAUUUAGAAACUACAUUUUCUCACAAUUUUGAUACGAGACUAUGACAAAAACACAUACCCAACAUUUAUAUUCAUAUAAAUUUUGGCUCUAUUAGUUUACCUCCCGCUUCCCUGCAUAGUGUACUAAUAUUUCUUAUUAACCCACAAGCUAUAAUUUCUGCUGAUUUUAUAGUACCUUUGAAAACAUGCUGCUUGGCAUCCUCUCUGAUUUCAUAACAAAGUGUAGCAUUUAAUUCUUCCCCUGGGGCUUGGGUUUCUCAUAUUUCAGUUAUGACUUUUUAUUGAUAGAAUUUUUGUUUUUAGCAGCAUGCACUAUACAAACCAAAAGAAAUUGUUGUAAGAGAAAGGGUCAGCCUCUUGUACUUGUUCUGAAGUCGUACCUGUCUUUAUCCUUGAAGCCUACCACCUUCGACGAGAGGAGACAGAUUGGUUUGACAAACCUAGAGAUGGGCGCUCUGAGAACGGACAUGAGAAGAGACAGGUGAAGCAUGAAAAAAAGUCCACACAUAUACACUUUAGUGUAAAUGCAGACACUAUAGGAAGUAAAUGCAUGCACUCACUUUCAAUCACCUGGACAUUAUGUGGUAUGUAUGCUCACAUGUUAACGCAAUACACUUAAAUCUUUCAUAUAUGUCCUUGUUGCAAAGAGUCCAUGCUUAACCUUUUCCCAUUUACCUUGAGCAUACAUGACAUCUCACCAUUGUGUAUGGGCCACAGGGAAAAGGCCCAUAUUACCCCUUCCCUCACCUCAGGGUCAAACUGCAGCGAGAUCUCAAAGACCGCAGUGUCUCAGGUAAGUUCCACAGUUUAAUGCAGUUUUCCAUUCAACAUCAGCAGCAUGCCGUGGGGGAGGAAAUGAUAUGCUUAGAAAGAGGCAUGUAUUAAAGCUAAUGUGUUAUUGACUCGGAUGCAUGCAUUAUAUUUAUUGACCCUUUUGCUUACUGACUGCAUCUAAUAUACACUUACAGCUUAGAUACCGCUUUCCUUUGAAUAUUAAAGUAGAUUCUAAUUCACUUAAGAAGGAUGAAGUAAGUAAAAUAUACACAUUUAUACCAUUCAGAACGUCUUUUAGGUUUACAGAGCAUGACCUCUCUGCUUCAUGCAUGUUGUUUACUUUACAUUCACGCCAGAUCUCACGAAACUUACAAGUCACUUCCCUGCCUCAACGUUCCAUCACACCGUCCUCCAGGCUCAAAGCAGGCAGACAUUUCAUUUCCUGGCUCCCCUUUUGAUUUGGCUCUUCUCCACGCUCAUCAGUCAUUGCCAUGCUCAAAAUGGCGUAUCCCUCACACUCCGGAUUAUCUUAUGUAAUUAACAAACAGCCCACAAAGGAAGCCUUUUGUUUACAAGGACCCAGUGCUGAACUAAAUCAUUCUUCUCUGGUCAUCUUGUCCCCUCAUUGGUAAACACUGUCAUGCGUUUAGUACUCUGAAAUUGGGGUUUCUGGGUCCAUGUAGGUCACACACUCUUAUCUGCGUGACCCAUGGAGAUCAAUGUGUGAAAAGUAGAUGGUCAGCAUGGAUGAUGCUGUCUGAAAUGUAAUAAGAAGGCAGAGAGCAGUAGCAUUUCCCCACUCAAACCUCCUCAGUGGGACAUUAUGUCUACAUGUUGCACAGAAAUAAUUUGAUUUUAGAUGACUGUGAUGCCAUAAAAGAUCAAAUUACAAGUGGUCACAAGGUAUUCGAAUAAUCGUCAGUUUUUGUCCAAAUAUUUUCUGAAUGCCUUUUUAUCCACCAUACUUUCUCCUUUUCUGUCCGCUGUCUGACUUUACAAAAGAGUAGAUUAACAGUAAAUUACUCUAGAAACUAAUUAAAUGAACCACUUACCGGUGUUUGUGGUCCUGUUCAGGAAAUGGUCUGGGUAUCCGUGUAGUUGGAGGUAAAGAGGUCCCUGGCAGUAACGGAGACAUUGGUGCAUAUGUCGCCAAAGUCCUGCCUGGUGGUGCUGCAGAACAAACUGGAAAGAUUCUUGAAGGUAAGCUCUUUGUUAUCUUGUUUUUUUUCCUCUAGAAUAAUGUUGUAAACACCCUAAAGAUAUCGAACUGGAAAGGAUCUCCUUCUAAAGUCUACUGUAAACAUAUUUUGUACCCUGUUUAAUUAUUCAUAGAUUUUUAGAUAUUUGACCUGUGAACAGAAAAGCAUUUCACCUGUUUCAUCCACUGUCGUUUAGCUUGAAGUAAUAACCGCUGCUUCUUACACAACACCACCUUGCUAUCAUUUUGCACUAACCCUCAGAUGUAUGACCUGUGAUUUAACUCUUACACACCUCUCACUGACACAACCUCAGGAUUAAUUGCCAUUUGUUCUCUGAGCAGGAACACAUUUCAUAAGGCGUUAUUGAUUUCAUACGGAGGAGUCUGGGGAUAGCUAACCCGCUCACCCUCCCAGUCCAUCUGUCUGCCCAUAGUCCUUUUUAAUCUCCGUGUUGAGCUACAUUGAGGGUGUCGGACUACUGGUAAAGCCAUGGCCUAAGCCUUUUUGAAGCUGCUAUGGCUGUUGAUGAAUCAAUGGUGAAGGAGGGAUUGAGGAAUACUGCCCAGUUUAGAUCUGUGUGGUGUGUUGUCCAUCUGUCUGUGUCUCUCUGUCUAUGUAGAUGUGUGUAGAGUGAGCGUGGGCUCUUCUUUCAGUACUUUCUGUUCUCAUUUGUGUCUCUUUCGACUCUUUUUUUUAUCCUCCUACUUUGGUGCCAAGUUUGUGAUUUUCUCUCUCGACUUAUUGAUAGCACUUAUAUUCAAAUAAAAAUAUAUUAAGAUCAUUUGAAAUAAGAUUCAUAUAUGUGACCUGAAAGCUGAUCAUUUUAAUCUUGGGAUUGUGUGCACUCAAGUUAUCAUCUUGUCUGCAGAGGAUAUGAUCCUGAGUGCCCAAGAUAGUUAACUUAGUUGCCCAAGUUGUUAUUUAAGGUGCUAGGGAUAUCAUAUUGGUGUGCGCUAAAUAGUUUUGCCAUGCUGACAAGUUAUGAUAAUGUGUGAUCAAGUCAUGAUUUUUAUGAUCUUGUGCUAGAUAGUUAUCUUGGUUGCUUGAGUUAUGUUAUGCGCUCAAGUUAUCAUCUUGUGUGCUUAAGUAAAAAUAUUGUAAACUCAAGUUGUUCUCUUGUUUGCACAUAAUAGGAUCUUGGGUCAACAAGAAAGUUAACAUGGUUGCUAAAGCUAUCAUCUUGUUGACGCAAGAUAGCUUUUACAUGUGCUCAAGUUGAGAUAUUGUAUAAUGAAGUUAUAAUCUUGUCAGUGCAAGAUAUGAUCUUGUACACACAAAAUUUUUCCAUUUUGCUUGAGUUGUUCCCAUGUGCGCAUAAGUCAUUAUCUUGUUGACACAAGAUAGCUUUUUUGUGCUUAAGUUAUUAUAUUGCUAAUUAAAGUUGUUAUCUUGUGUGCACAAGAUAGGAUCUUGGGUCCAAACAAAAGAAUGUUAUCUUGGAUGUUUAAGGUGUUUUCAUGUGAGCCAAAGCUACUAUCCUGUCGGCUCAGGAUAGUUUUCUUUUGUGCUCACAUUAUUAUAUUGUUAAUUGAAGUUAUCUUGUGUGCACAAGAUAUGAUCUUGGGACUACAAGAGUUUUAUCUGGAUUGAUCAGGUUGUUUUUCCGUGAGCUAAAGUUACUAUUUUGUACGCACAAGUUAUCUUUGUCCUGUGCUCUGGUUGUUUCAUUUCAUAGUGUCUGCACGAGAUAUGACCUCUGUGGUUGUUAUCUUGGCUUCUGAAGUUGUUAUCUUGUGCACCAAAGUUGCGCCAGAUUAAUCUAAUGUGUUCUUAAUUCAGAAAUUCAGGAUCCAUGCCUUUUUUUUCCACGAAUCCUAAUCUACUGUUCUCUAUUCCUCCUCUAAUUUCUGUGUGGAUAGGGAGAUAAAGUGAAAAUGUUCUAUAUCCUCUAGUUUCUUCACUUUUUAGCCUCAGCACUGAGAAAUCUGUGUCGUAGGCUGGAGCUGUGAUGGUCGCUUAAGUCAGGGAGUCAAAAUGCAUCUGUGGUGUUGCUAGUCAGGAAGACAACACACCCAUGAUAACACCCCUUACCCCGUCAUCAACACUGAGCAGAGCGGCUGUGCGGUACUUUGCUGAUGCAGUGGGAACAUGGUGUCUUAACCUCUGUGGUGUGAAUACGGGGGGGAUGCUAACACAUUCAACAGGCCUGUCAUCUCAGAUCGACGGAAACAAAGUGUGUCAGCUCAGUGACAUCGAGUUUUUUUAUGUGUUCAAAAUGCAACACGCUUGUAAGAUGUACAGUGUGAAAAAUGUGAUGGAUGGCAAUACAGUAGCUUCCCUGCUUGCACAUGCAGCCCGAGAGUAUCGUCGCAAACAGAGGACCCUCCUGAUGAGCUGUUUCAAUCGAUGUAAGUCCUGCUAGUGGGCAGGGUGUGUUUUUUGGAGAGUGCAGUGGAUUUGCAGUGCUGUGCAGACUAAUGUGAACUUUUAGAGCCAAUGGAAAACAAAUCUCUCUAUCAUGGAGAAAGCCAUCAAGGGAUCUUUUAUGGUUUCUCUUGUUAUGAAAUCAUCUUGAUCAAACCCUGCAAAGUGUAGAUGUACAGCUCAAGUCUCAUGAUUUUAUUAGCGGGUUAAUUCAAACCCGAAUCUGUUUCUGAUUUCUCCACAAGCUGCUGUUUAGGUUGUCACAAACAUUCAUCUAGUUUAGCUCCCAGUUUGAUUCACUUUGAGGAAAUCUGAGCUGGUUUUUCUCAAACAUAGAGCAAUGUAGGGCCCUGAACUAGUCCCUCAUUUGGUCCCUUAAACCCCUGUUUUAUACCAUAAAAAAUCCACUUUAAUUUUUAAUUUUGUUUUGAUUUGAUGUGAGAUGCCUGCACUUUAGUUUUUAAAUUUUCACCUCAGUUGCUCUUGUUUAUGGCUUAAUGCAGAUUUAAUAUUCUGUGUGUAGGAAUGCAAGUCUUGGAGUGGAACGGUGUUCUUCUGACGGGGAAAACCUAUGAAGAAGUACAAGGACUUGUCGGACAGCCGUGCAAUGAGGCAGAAGUGUGUGUCAGACUGUGAGUACAAUCUGUGCAGCCUUCUCUUCGUGUUCUAUUGUUAGCAUCCUUGUUAUUUCUUUCUAUUUCUAUUUUCCUCAUUCUCUAACCAUCACCCUCAAAUAUGUUCUUUUAAUCCAGUCAAUGCCUCCUUAUGGUCCCUCUGCUCUUUUAUCUUUUUUUUCCCAAUCAUUGCUCAGUUUCUUUCAUCGUCACACAUCCACCUUAAGAGGGGCCUGAUUAACCCUUUCAAAAGCAUAAAAUGAAGCCAUGUGUGCGAGCUUUGCAGUUUCUGGUUGAUUUUUUAAAAAACACUCUGAUUUUCUGCAUAUUUAUUCAUUUAUUUUAAAAGCUUUCUGUCUGACUUGUCCUCUCUGUAAUCACCUGAUACAUUCACUCUGUAUCUUUCAGCGAUCUCAACAUGCUGUCUGAGUCUGAAGGCACAGAGCACCUGGAUUUCCAGGAGCACAGCAAAGGUGAGCCACAUUAUUUCUUCGACUUCAGUCCUUACACAUUUUCCCGUCUUCACUUUCCCGCCACCACCCUCUCUGCUGUCAGUUUUCCACGUGAACCCCUGUCUCGCAAAUUUUUAGUCCUCUAAUAUCACUUUCAUCUACAAUUCUCUUUAUUCUCCGGUCCCGCCAGUGUGUUUCUUGUGGCCUAUUUUCUCCUCUAUCUGAAUAAGACUUUAAUCAUUCAAUUGUUCUCCGGAGGAGUACCACACUUUAAAGCACAGAUACAAGGAGCCCAAAAUACGGCCUACUUUCUUUGACGUUCAUGCAUCUGUUGAGUGAAUGGGUUAGUACCAUGAUGCUCUUCAGAGUAAGAGUCACAGUCACUUUAUUUCUCUAAGACAAAAUAUUUCAUUGAUGAGGGGAAUUGAUUUACUUUGGGUAGCUUCUGUUACUUAACCUAAGAUCGGGAUUUUACCUCAAGCUUACCAUGCUCAUGUAAAAUCAUGACAACAAUAAAAGCUCGUUAUUUAAGGAAAACUUGAAAAUAAACCAACUCAAAUUUAAGAUUAAUGAAAAAAUCCUUCUGAGAAAACAUCGCCCCAUAAAACGAUUGUAUAUCAUGCUUUUAUUUUGAUAUUUUGUCUGUCUUGCAUUUAGUUUGCUGUAUUUUCUGCUCUAUAAGACUGUGCUUUUAUUUUGAAGUUUUCCAAUACUGGUAGAUUGUGAACUGGGAAAAAACUGUUCAAAAUUAAUAGUAAGAAUGUACUAAACACAAAAAUGUAUAAAAACAAAAAACCUCAGACAGAAACAACAAAAGCCAAAAACAAAACUAGUUUUAAAAGGAACCCAACAAAACCCUGAACAUAAUCCAACAACUAUAUUAAUACAAGUGGGAGAAAAACAACAGUAAACACAGUAAAUAUCCACAGGUUAACUUAAAACCUGUUGUGACCAUGGUGUGACUCUUGUGCUGCAGGUGAAAGGCCUCCCAGGUCUCCAGGUGUUGACCCCAAACAGCUUGCAGCUGAGCUGCAGAAAGUGUCCCAGCAGCAGGGCCCCUCCUCAGGCCUGCCUGCCACCACCUCAGCCACCUCCAGCCCUGGACAGCCAGGAUCACCCUCUGUCAGCAAGAAACGCCACAGCAGCAAGGCAAGCCCAGAUGUUUUAGAAGUUUUGUUUUGACUUGUUGUCAUUUUUAAAUAUCGGUUCAGGAGUAUAAAUUCCGUCUAAGCUUCACUUUGACUGUAGUCCACUGAGACUGAUGUGUAGUUAUUACCCAUUUUUACACUUUAAACAUCAAAUUUGUGGGAGCAUAUUUUGCUUCCUAAGUUGUUUUUUCAAAGCCAACCAAAGUUCUGAGCUUGGACAAUAACUUUUAUAUCAAGAACUGUGAAAAGGCCAGCCUGGCAACGAACCUGAGAAUGCAGCACUUUGAAUUCUCCGAGCUUCAUUUUCAAACAGACACACUGAUUCAUUAGUUCACAGAGUUUGGAUGUAUUUUAGCCCGAAGCUCUAUAUAAAGCACCGCUCAGAACAGUACAUACUGUUCAGCACGUAUACCCACCAGUAAAAAUGUAUCCACCUACAGAUUUUUGCCAGCAUAAGCGUGUUGCUUUUAUCUCUUACAGACUGCAGAGGGAACCAAGACCCCGUCCCACCCUGUCUCUGGAGAGAUUCAGGUAUAUAAAAUCAAAGAAGGAACUCUCUAAGUCUAUGUGUAGGCAUUUAGAUGUACGACUGUUUUAUCAAGCAUUUUGAAACUAUCCAGUUGGAUAAAUACAAGAAAACCCAAAGGAUAUUGUGUGGUUUUUGUUUUAAAAACCAUUAGUUGAAAAUCAAUAUACAUAGUGAACAGUUGAAAUUGGUAAUAGUAAGAGUUAAGGUCCUUACACGCCUGGGCCGACGCGAAUAUAGAACGCCAAAUUACAAAAUAUUCGGAGGUGAAUUUUGAUGGGCCUGACUAUACACAUCAAGCCUGAUGCGAUUUUGUGACUUUCCGGGGGGGGGGGGGAGACACAUCCUGGUGAAGGCUUUUCCCAGGGUAAGUCCUGCCUCCUUCGCCUCUGAUUGGCUAGAAAAGCUGGAAACGUCAUCAGAUGCUCAAGCCAAACGGUCAGCACUUAUAGCCAAUCAGAGGCGAUAAGAUAAGCACAUGAAACUAUGGUGACAACCGUUAGCUUACGUUAGCACAGAUGAAAGUUAAAACAAAGACGUUUAGCAAACUGUUAAAGCACACAAACUAUCGUCAUAUGAGAGAUUGGAUGCUUUGUUGUCCUUCAGGUCAUUUAUCUGUCAUCAUAAAGCACAUUGUUCUCAGACACGUAAACAAUCAGCCAGUCGGCCAUGUUGGAUAUACCGGUAAAUGAUGUUGCAACAACACGCAAUCUGAUUGGUCAGAAGUAGACACACAGUAUGCGAAACUUUAGAAAAAUCGACCAUGAUCCGAAAAAAUAAAUGCCACAAUAUCGCAGGAUGGGAAAACGUCGCUGAUGUAAACGCUUGUAUGGACAGGAUACGGGUUUGUAAAAAAAUAUUGACGUCCGAAAUAAUCGCACGACAAAAACAGUCCUGGUGUAAAAGGACCUUAAUUAUAAUAACCUUUUUAAAAAGCAGAGGGCGCUGUCUUCAUUCGACUCCCCUUGUUCAAUAUUGUUAUGUCUGUUAUGAACAUAGUUAAACAGGUGAAUACAGACAUGUGUUGAUGGUGGAUGAGUUAUUUUACAGCUGAGGAUACACCAGCAUCAUCCAGAGAUAACAUCAGUGUGUAUUCGCUGUCUUUUUCUGGCAUUUUGUUCUGUUUCAGAAUUUUGCUCAGCAAAUAGCCAAGAGGAUGAGACAUGUAAUAAAAUCUAUCAUGGAAAUGUUGUAUCAUGAAACCAGCACUUUCAAUGGUUUAUCAGAUGGAGCCUGCUCUCUUCCAUCUUAUCUCACUGUGUCGUUGAUCGAGUCUGCUAUCACAUCCCUGCUGCUAGUAUCUGCAGCUGUUUAAGUUUGCAAACAUUGUUCUUCUCCUCGAUUAAAUCCAUUAUAACCAAAUGUUUGCUUGCUUGUUUGUUUGUUUUUUUCCAGCUUCAAAUCCAUUACGACAAGCAGCUUGGCAACUUGAUCGUUCAUGUCCUGCAGGCCAGAAACCUUGCCCCACGGGACAACAAUGGCUACUCUGAUCCAUUUGUAAAGGUGUAUCUCCUACCUGGGAGAGGGUGAGUCAAGAGUGUGCCAAAUGGGAGCACGCCUUAAAUAGCUCAGGACAGGACCAAGGUCAACUUAGAAAACAGAGAAACAAAAUGUGUUAAGGGAAGUGUCCAAGAUGUCCAGUUUUAAAAGGUGCUCAGUUCUCCCAGUUCAAAAAAAAAAUAGCCACUCUACAAAGCUUAAACCAUAUUUUUUUCCACUUUCAAAUUGAUUUAUGAUUGAUUUUUCCUUACCAUAACAUCCUAUGCACAUGGCCUCUUGUUGGAAUAAAUUCCAUCAGAUGUUUUCCAACAGAUCUCUAAGCACCUCUCCUCAGCUCUUUAUUGCUCCUGAACCACAUUAACAUAAUGUAAAUUAUAUGAAGUAGCUCAUGUACUUGUUGUGCUGCUGUUGCCCCCGUUGAUGGGUGUUUUACUGAACGUGUGAGUGCAGUCAAAAUCAAUAGCUCUCAAAUUCACUCGCAAUAUGAUCCACAUUCCCUCGUAAGUCCAGGGCUCCCUUCUCACUGUGAUUGCGCUGUAAUGUAAUUGACUCUCCCACCUUCACCGCUGUGUGAGCUCCCUCCUGAGAGAGAGAGAGAGAGAGUGUUUUUUAUUCCAGGGAUUGUUUUAGAUAAAAGCAGUUAUAUACGGCUGUGGGCUCUCACAGGCCUUCAGUUUACCGCAUGCAGAUUCAAGCACCACUGUGGGUUUUACAAAGCCUUGAGGCUGGACUUAUUUAUCAAGACAGACACGCAAGAACAUGUGAGCAAAUACUCGUGUAUAUGCUACAUGUGUAUGAACCAACAUGCUAACAGCUGUCAGAGCACCGACUGCGCUCCAUGCAGAGGCUUUUCAGAUGCAUCACAGAUCGCAUGGCAACCGCAUGGAGAUCCUGCAGUGAAACAUUUGGAGAUAAAUUAAAGUUUAAUUCAGCACAGCCAGGGAAAAGGUAAAGCAUAGAGUACUGAUCAUGCUGCUCUUGGCUCCAUUUAUGCUUUUCUGCAAGAACAAAUGUUUUAAGAUGAGAUAAGAGAGUGAAGGUACAUUAGUGACGUGAUAACAGCAGAUGAAACUACAGUGUAAACAAAAUGAGUACAAUCAAUUGAACUCUGGACUUGACCUGGGUAAAAAGCAUGAAAUAAAUGAGAAAACCUUAAAAAGCUGAAUCUCUUCUGCUGAGAUUUUGAUAUGAAAUAUUUUGACCUUGAAUUGAACAUUUUUAAUUGAAAGCUAAAUGAUAAUUUCUCUCUUUUCUUGUAAUUUUUGACAAAACUAUGUUGGAUAACCUGGUCCAGGAUAGUGAAGAAACAUGGUUUUACGAUAUCCAAAUCAUUCUUACUGUAAAUAUGAGGUACAGCUAAUGAACUCGUGGGCCCUGGUCACCUGAAUCUCUACUGCAGUUGCCAAUGGAUGCGUCCCAUCACCUGAAAGCCCUCUCAGCACACAUACAUGCUGUUCAUGAGACAACACAGCACAUUUCAGUUCACACCACAGAGCCCCACUCUGGCCCCUUUUGUGACCACUCAGUUGAUGAACCCCACACUUAACAUGUAUCUACUCUCUAUAUAGUAAUCUCCCCCUCCCCACAUACACACUCACAGUCCACAGACUCUCUUUCUAACCCCCCCACCCACCUCCCCUCUGACUAUUGUUUCUGUAUGUUGUUCUUUAUAUUUAAUGCAUGCUGGACCCCCUCAGUCAGGUCAUGGUUGUCCAGAACGCCAGGUAUGUGACUUGCCCACUUUGGCACUUUGUUUUGGUUGAAAUUUGGUUGGUGAAGGUGUCAAAACGUCCGGGUUGUUUUUGAACUGAUUGGUGGCUUAUCGUAAAGUCAAUUCCACUAACCCCUCUGAACUGUGCAUUUCCCCUGGUCCCCAUACUCUCAUGAUGUUCCACUCACCCUAAAGGCACAGUCUUGCAUUUUAGAGACGUUAAAUCCCCCGAGUAUUAACAUCUUCCAUUUUCUUCUCAUAUGAACAUGUAGUCCCCCUGUGCUGACAGUUAACAUUUCCCCAGCUAACUGUUGUGUGUCCCUGGUAGAUGGUCUGUUUUUGUCCCACACCAUUGCAAUAUGAAAUCUUAACCUCAAACCCGACAUCCUUUAGUUCGUCCCCGUUUUGUGUUUAAAAUCCCUCAGUGAUGUGCGACAUCGUGCCCUGACAUCUCAGUGUACUCCUUACUCCCCGCCACUUUCAGCACACACUCUCAUUAUUUGCUCUGCAGGCCUGACCCAUUCCAUCAAACAGUACUGUCUUUAUCGAACUAACACUUAAGGUCUAACUUACAGCCUACAAUCUUAAACCUUAUGGUGCAAAAAACAUCUAUUUUGCCCAUUCCAUUGAGUCUUAUGCUACAUUAAAAAUUUGCCCCCUCAAAACAAGUGAAUUACCAAGCCAACAACACCAGAUUAGGCUAUUUUCCAGGGUGAAAUCCUCUUAUUAUAGUUUUGAGAACUUGGUUAAAAACUUUCCUUUAACAACUGGCUUGUUGAUUCAUUUGUUUUGGGACCUCCAAAUUUAAUGAGACUUCACUCAAUGGCAACAAAAAUGGACUUUUUUGCAGCACACCCCCACAUCACAUCUUGCCGCCCAUGCACGGAGGUUUAAUACAUUGUUAUUUCCAAACAAUGUGUAGUACCACGUACAUCUUCUUCCCUCAUUGUGCCUUUCUACACCACAUCGUGAACACCACUUUAUGGUGGUCCACGAAACCGCCGGACUCUUGCAUUAAAUUAAGCUGUUUUUUUUGUUGUAAUGUUUUCCCAACAGUGCUGAAAAUAAGAGGAGGUCCAAACACGCUGGCAAGAGUCUCAACCCAGAGUGGAACCAGACCGUCAUCUAUAAAAACAUCCUUCUGGAGCAGGUAUUACAUGCAUGUUUUAUGGGCCAGGCAUCAGAAACUUACCAGAUGCAACCAUAGAUUGUACAUAGAAUGGAUGCUGUCCGCCGUCUCGCUGGGUGAAGCCACCCUGAGAACAGCACCCUCUGGUGACGGGCUGCAGUAUAGGUCAUAAAUCCCACUUUCAUCACCCAUCCUUAUGGAGCUGUGGACAAACUUUAGAAAUUAAUUACACAGAACAUAAUUUUUUUCCCCCUUGCUUGCGAUGUUGACAUGAAGUUAUUGUAAGACUGGUUUGUGCUCAAGUCUGGCACAAUACAGUACAAUAAGAUGCAAUACAUGAUACAUUUCCCACUUUGAAAAUAUGACUACAGAGAUUUUGCACCAACAGAUGAAUUUCAAUCAUGAUAUCUAAUAAGUGUAGAAUACAAAAUGCCCCUAAAUGUACAGGAUAAAUGACUUCAAUGUCACUACAAGGAGUCAAAUUUGGAGGGAAAAUCUGUUAAGUGAUCCAUAGAAUUAUUUUACUGCUAAAAUCCUCGAUGGAGAAUCAAUAAUUCAGCAAAAUCUGAAGUUCUCAAACUUGAGAUGAAUCCGUUCAUUUAAGGCAAUAAGAACAAAACUCACACUUUACUGAGUUGAAAUGGCACAAUAAAGCAUAAUACACAAUAUUGUCUUUUCCCUGCUGACAAGCUUUUGUCCACUGGCUUUAGCAGAGCAGAUGGAAUAAACCAUUGGGAUUUAAUUAUAUCAUUUUAGAUCCCAGUUUAGAUUCAUUGGCCCCAAAUCAUUCGAAACCAUUUCUGGACUUCUGUUGUCUGGCUUUUAGGCUUUCUGCUCCAAUUUUAAAACCACAUUGAAUGUUUUUUUCUUGUACAUUUAAUUGCACACUGAGAUUAAAUAGGUCAGUGUAAGGAUACAUUAACUUUCUACAUAUGUGUAUGUAUUUCAGCUGAGGAAGAAGACCCUAGAAGUGAGCGUGUGGGACUACGACAAGUGCUCGUCCAAUGACUUCUUAGGAGAGGUAAAUUCAUUAUAAACUUCUUUUAUUUUUACUGUAAAUACUUGUUUUUUCACUCACUGUUAAACUGCUGCGAUUCGUCCUCAGGUCCUUAUAGACCUGUCCAACACAGCCCAGCUGGACAACAUCCCGCGUUGGCUCCCCCUGAAAGAGCAGAGCGAAGGCGACCACCACCGGCGCUCCCACUCGAGCCAAGGACGACACAGCUCCUCCAAACCCUCCUCCCAGCACUCCUCCCCUAAAACCACGGCCUCCUCACACGACAAUCAGGACUCCCCGAAAUCAUCUGUCAUCAAGAGCCGGAGCCACGGGAUCUUCCCUGAUCCUGCCAAGGGUAGGACAAGAUAAAAAUCCCCUCACCUGCUUGACUUUCAUCCACUAACAAACGUCUGCUGCUCCCACUAUUUCUUCUUUUCCUUUUUUGUCUCUCUGUCUCUGCUUUUCUUCCUCCAAACUUCUUCUGUCUCCUCUUCUGUCCACCUUUUUUCUUUUUCAACACUCUUUUUUCUAACCCAGCACCUUCCUAUGCCCAUUUUUCCACACUGAUCACAGCUUAAGCUUCAUGCUUUUUUUCCCCAUGGUCUGUCUUCUUGGUUGCCAUGUUGUCACCCAGCUCAGAGGCCUAGCCUUAGCUUCCCUCUAUCCUUCCCCUAACACAGAGGGCAACAUGGCCGUGGAAGGCUUUGAAUUCUCCCCUAAUUUAGACAAUAACCUUUAAAUUAAAUAACAUUUCAAAAGGCAGUUACCAUGGCCGCCAAAAAAAGGCCACAACAGGUAACAGUCCCUUAGAGCACUUGAGCUAGCUAAAGCUAAUUAGCUUUUUUGUUGUAAUUUGGUGAAUUUGGUUGUUUUAGACACGCAGGUCCCCACUAUCGAGAAAUCUCACAGUAGCCCCGGCACGUCGAAGCCUUCCCCGUCCGAGGGCCAGAGCCAAAGCCAAAGCCACAGCCACGGACACAGCCAACACUCUCGCUCGCACGGCGCUUCACGCUCCAGCAAAAGCGCAGCACGGCAACAACAUCAUCAGGACGGCGGCACUGGAAGCGGCCGGGGCGCUGCCGUAGUGGCGGGCGAUGCCCCGCAGCAGGCACAGCAGCCGCAGCCGCAGCCGCAGCCGCAGCCGCAGCCGCAGCAACGCCUCCAGCCAAGUAAACCAAGACGCAAAUAAAGCCCACGCAGCAUGGCCUCCUCACUUUCAUCUGUUCUACUUUCUGUUCAGUGAUUUUUUCUUUCAGUUCCCUCAGUUUCCUUUUCUAUUCUUGGUUCCCCCUCGCCUGUUUUAACCUUCUGUACUCACAGUGCGUCCACCUCUCACUGCUUCUCUUCUGUAUGUAGUCAGAAAUGUGAAAUCCAGCAUCCCAUCUGUAUUGUAGCACACUGUCUUUGACCUUCCUCACUUUGACCCUUUCACAGUAAACCCAAAGAGGCGUAAUGUUUGGCUAGUUCUAGCAAUUUCAAGACCUAGAAAAACUAGAAAUCACAAGCAAACAGUCUAUAAAAUGACUUAAACAUGAAACACAAAAAAUAAAAGAGACUCUUAUUUUGGUUAAAGUGAGGUUUUGCUGUCUUAACUGGUAGUUUACAUAUAUUUGAUUUACUAAGCAUUCAAAUAUUAACGAUAGAAUGCAAAAGGUAUUUUAAAAAGCAGGUUUUCAGAUUUUAUUUUGAAGGAUAAAAUCAGCACAAUCAGCCAAAAAAAAAACACUGACUCUUCCAGAUGACUCAAAUCAGAAAUAGCGGAACAAAAACAAGCUUGUUUGAGAAAGUUCACUUAAGAGAGUUUGCCAGAAAUGAGAGACUUUUUUUGCCUCCAGCUGGCAGUUAUUCUGGAUUCAUUUAUCCGAGCAGUGAAACAGAAGAAAGCUGCAGUCCCGAUCCUCUCCCUUAAAAAUCAUUAACCUCUUUUGAUAUUUUUCUUUUCGUUUCUUUUCUUUUUGGUUAACAAACAACUACCAGCUUUUCUGGAGCCCUUCCACUGAGAUGGCUGUGCAUGCAGUCCACUAACCCUUCCCCCACUUUUUUUGUUGAAAAAAUACUGGACCCACAAUGCACCUCAGUAGAUGCUGCACAGGAAUGUGCACUGCACACUGUGGCUGCAUGUGAUUGACAGUCAAGCUGGUUGCCAUAGUGAAGAUGAACCGCUCUCUGAAUCUCCAUCUCGCUCCUCCUCCCCUCCUUCCUUCCAUCUUCUAAAAUUCCUCCCUGACAUGUGACCUGCGCCUGCGAAAAAACAAACAAACAAACACACCCCCACCCCUCAGGCCAAAGAGGCCGCCUCUCUCUGAGGCACCAGAGACACAGCGUAGUGGGCGUGCUCACCAUUCAGAGAGCGCAGUCCGAUUGGCUGCCAGCCCUUCCAUCAUCGUCUGCCGUGUCGGCCAAAGGGAGCAGAGCAGACGGCAGACACCUGACCCUCAGGAAAGCCGUGUCGGAAGAGAGGCCGCAGAGCAUCGGAGGUGAGAGUGUCUCCUCUCUGUCGUGUGACUGAAGCACAGAUGGAGCAAGGAGAGAAAGAGAGAGAGUGAAAGAAAGAGAGGAUGCGAAUCUACUAACGCACACCUGCAGAGAAAAAAAAAAGAGGAGUCUAAAUCUUAGAGAGAAAAAAAGAACGAAAGAGAGAAAGUUGCACCCACAUCACCAGAGAUUCAUGCAAUGAGACAUGCUUUUCUUAACGGCCAACCAACACAGCCCACUAAUAUCAGGAAAUGAAUGUCUCCAAGUGUCAUGUGACUCACUUCGACUGUGUCACGGCACCCGUGUGGCGUCACUGAACUGGUAUUAGUGAGUUUCUGCAAACCGAGGACGUGUUGAGAGGCCUGCAGAGAAAAACGUGUCGACAUGGAUCCUGUUUGUGCACCACAUCAAUGCAUCUCACAUCAUUCAUACUCAAUCACACUUCCUGAUCAGCUGUUUGGAAAUAAAAUGUUAAAGUAUUAUUUCUUUAAAAACACAAAUCUAAAAGGAAAGCUGCAUUAAACCACUUUAAAAACAUUUCCGAAAAUACUAAAAACAUCCUCUAAACCUGUCCUGUGAAGAGACCACGUUGUUUAACUAAACUAAUGCCUAAAUUAAACUCUGUCUAAAUGUAAAAGAUCAUUUAGGUAACUAACAGUGUCUAUGUGCCUCUUGUUUAGUUUGCAUCAACAUAUCUAUGUGGUAUAUCUCUGGAUUUAUCUGUCUGUUUCAUGUUAAAGCUUUCUAUGUGAGUUCUAUCUGUCUUGUCUUUGUCUGAGAGAAAGUUUCUAAGUUUGUUCACAUUCUUCUCACUGGCGUUUCUGUGUUUUUCACUCUGAACCAGUCUUGUGUGCGUUCAAUAGCCUCUCCUUUUAACUCUGACAUGAAUUAUUCUAAGGCGAUGAAGAUGGAUCAUAGCUGCUGCAGAUGUAAACUAACACUUCUUGGAUCUAGUUUUUGGACUGGGCAGAGGUGCGGUCUUUCUUCCUGUCUCUUUAUCGUGAUGGGUGUGGUCAUGUCUCUGCGCAGUGCGGUCCAGCUAUAGAUCCGGCGACGCCCCCGUCACUGCCGCCUCGUUGGACAGCGGCCUGAGUGGCAGCGCCUACAGUCUGUUGGACGAAGAGGGAGAAACGAAUGAGGUGGACAGUGCCAUCUUCCAGGUCCCCCGAUUGUAAGUAAAGUUAUUGAAUACCUGUACAUGCAAAUUUUGCCUCAGAAAAGAAAAGGAAGAUACACCAAAGAAAAUGUAGAAAACUGCUGCUUAGUUCUUUAUCUCACAGAGUUUUGUCUUCUGUAUUUUAGUGGAAAGAUCCCAAACGGCACAGAGGCGAUGAAAUCAUCAAUGGGACACGGUGACAUGGAAGGUAAGAUUAACAAAACACGCUAAAUAUCAAAACAAUUAGGAGGACAUUAUGCCACUAGUUACCAAAUACAGGGUGUUAACAAAAUGUGUAAUCAGAUCUGUCUUUUUGAAUUUUAGAUAAUCAAAUCAAUACGUUGUUUUUCUCUGAUUUCUUCUUAAAGCUCCUGUGUGGAGUUUUUAACCUGCUUUGAAACUCAUAGAAAUCCACAGCGAUACUUUUUUAGGGCUUACAAAAGCAUUAAGGGCCAUUAUCAACAAGUUAAGCAAUUUUAUAUUUGGAGUUUUUAUUGCCUGUAACUUCUGCAAGGGGGUAAGUGUCAAGUCAGAGAGCUGAACGCAAGCCGCAGAAACAGCUUUUUUGAUUCUCACAGCACGAUGUUUACGACUGUUAACGGGAAAAGGAGCGAUAUCUGAUUUUCUUUGAGCUCAGGAUGAAACAGGGGGCAUCAAAAUUGUUAGAAAUGGAGAGUUCCUGACAGGAGCUUUAAAGGGAUAUUCCUGCGAUUUAUGAUCAUUUCUUCAUGGAAAUGCAAUCAGACUGAGACACUGAGGCAGAAGAACUACUGUGUCUGCAGGGCAAAAUGAUUAAUAUGGUGAUUAUUACUUCAAGGAAGUGAUAAAGAAAUGAUCAUAAAGGUUUUUCCUUGAGCUGCGUCACCCUGCAGCAGGGGUCUCCGUACAAACAAGCGGCUGCUGGAAGAGAGUAGGUGAGUUGUGUUUAGUCUCUUUGCUAAAGAAAUUAGGCAAAGUUAAAAAGAUGUUUGGUGGCUAGUGCUAUGGCUGGGACCCUAUAUGUACUGUUGAUGAAGUUAGGUGCUGUUCUGAGCGUUAUUUGUGGCUAUAGAGUGGCGUUUUAGUUGAGGUUUGUUUAUGGCUCCUCAGACCAACUGUGUAUUGCUAUCAUGCGGUCGUUACCAAAGUUGAUAAAACUAGAGAAGCAAGCGGUCGGCAACAUUCAUCUCUCAAAAGGUGUCUAACUCGGUGUUAUGGUGUGUUUGACCCUAAAUCAAUUUUACGCCGGAAUAUCCCUUUAAGUUCAACAUGAUCGUCAUCCUUCAAAACUAGCCUACUUCUCCAUGUGUUUCCCUGUAUUUUUUCAAGUCGAUAUUUAACGUUAAGAUGUAUCAUAAACGUGAUUUUUUUGGUGACAUCUACUUUAUCUCAGAGUGGGAGGUUUGCAACGCAGUGACUGAUGAGGUCUGUGAGAAAAUGAUGAAAUUGAAGAGAAACUUUACCUGUGUCCCCUCCCUCAAACAAAUCCAUAAAUGGGCUGGCAAAUUUAUAAGGGUGCCAAAAAAACUGGAUAAAACAGAUGUAUUCUGUGUAAGAUCCACCAUGUUGUAGAUGCAACAUCAGUCCACUCAUACUGGGCUAUAAACAAAAACUAGUAACAUUUAUGAAAGCACUGAUAAAGAAGUUGGCUAACAAAAAUAUCAAGUUGCUUGUGCAAAUGUGAGUGAAAUUUAAAAACUUUUUGUUUGAUAAAUGCUUGAAGAUCAUAAAAAUUUACGUUUAAAGAGAUAAAUUUGUACAAGAUUGUGGUAAAUAUAUGGAUUAAAUUAAAAGUAAAAGUCAUUGAUUUUCUUCAGAUUUUAUUGUAGCUGCUUAUUUAUUGAUAGAUUAUAAAAUCAUAUAAAUUAAUCAUAUUCCUCAUGUUCAUAUAACCCACUACAGGGGACACAGCAGUAUAUGACAACAACAUUUACUGCCUUGGUCGCUGUGAAUAUGUUCAUAUAAGAACUCAAAGGAUGUUUUUAUUAAUCCAUCCCUGCUGGUUUUCCUCAUUUCUUCUUCCUGCCACUGAAUUAUGAGUCAUAAGUGGUUAUGACUAAUUCAAGGUGCAAAAACUAUUAUAAAAAGCUUCUGAGACCUACAGUAUUUUAUCUCCCUUCCAGACCAAGUGUGAGACUGCUUAACACACACACAGAUGAACAUGUUAAAGCAUUUAUUUUUACCCAUGUCAUCUUCUCUGUAUCAUCAGCUCACUUUUUUCACUUUUAUCCUCAGCUUUUUUUGUUUGUGUUAACUUGUUUCUCCUCUAGCCAUGAACCAAAUAAACCCCAACCACCAGUGUUGUUGACCCAGCUUUCCAAACUGUCAUUUUACUCAGUUGCUACGGAAACCAGAAUCCAGUCAGAGUUCUUAUAACUCCUUUUCGUCUGUCUCAAACAGAAAAGUGUAAUGGCUCGCAGACCUCGGUUGAAGAAAUACCUGUCAUGGGAGUAAAACAAUGCUCAGAGGGAGAAAAGCCGUUUCCUUUUAUUACAAAUCUACCUUCACUCAGUGCGUUUACAUGCACAGCUUAAUCGGACUAAGCUCAUAAUUCGUUUUUUGUCGAAUCAGACUUUUCUCCUUGUCUGGGUAUACAUGCAGCUGAGAAAACCAAAUUGUUGACGUGAACGUGUCCUCCUCCCCAAAACUAGGGGGUGAUACGGGUCGUUUCAGUGGCCUGUACAACCGUCAACAACAACAGCAGGUCCAUGCCAGACAUCAGAAGUGGCAACAACUGCUGAUGGGCAUUUUCGAGCAAGAAGAUGGAGACAUACUGGGAGCAAAUUAACAGAGGCCUCGUCCUAAUCUCCACCCUGAAGCCCCUACAGGCACACAUUUAAAAACAUGGGGCAGGAACUAUAAAACACUAAAAUAAAAACAAAAACGCUAAAAGCACUUGGAGGAAUAUCUAUUAAUUCUAUAACUUUGGAAUAAGUAAGCAACAUGACUGGGUUUAAAAAAGAAAUUUAUGAGGUAAACUUGGAAAGAGGUCCAUUAUUCAGUGAGAAACUGAGUGAUGCAAUGGUUCAGCAAUUCCAGGAUAAUGUUCCUUAGCAAAAGUCUGCAAAAGUUUGGGGAUUUCAUCAUCUACAGUACAUGACAUCGACUAAACACUCAAAGGAAUUCUGGGAACCUCUCUUUAAAAUGGACAAGGCUGGUAACUAAUCAUGAAUGGCUGUGAUUUGCAGGUCUCCGAUGGCUCUCCAUUAAAUACAGAUAUGACUCGGUGGAAGUCACUGAAUGGGCCCAAAAUCACAUCUAAAAAUCACUGUCUGUGAGCAGAAACAGCAAAGAGGAAACUGUAUCUUAACAUAACCCAGAAAUGCAAACACCUUUUUUGACUUUUUGAACUACUCUGAACCUGUUAAAGAUGGGCUGAGGCACAAUCUAAUCAAAAUUUGACAUUCUUUUUGGAAAUCAUGGGCAGGAGAUUGAGGACUUUGCUUGUUCACAGUGCGCAGUUCAAAGACAAUGAGGGUUUGAGGUGCUUGUUUACACACAUUAAUGCUAAAUAUACACCCAUGUCCUGGAGCAACAUCUGCUGUCUCCAGAUGCUGACUUUUCCAGGGAAGACCCUGCAUAAUUAGUAGCCUUACUACAUUUUGCAUGUAUUACAACAGCAGAAUAGUCUGGCCCGCCUGCAGUCCUUGUCACCCAGACAGGGACUCGAGAUUAAGAUUUUACACUUCACCAAGCUUGUAAUGAACUCUGGUCAGCACCCAAAAGUUAGCAGACUCUUAAAAAGUGUAACUAAAUUUUAAGUCGGCAUCACAGCUUGUAAACAUUAAGAAAUCUGACAGUGGAACAGUACUGAGCACUCACUAUCUGAUAACACCACAAAGUCUGUGAGCCUGUGUGCGGGUAAAGAUUGGGAUCAGACCAGAGAAGGCCAGACCCAGUAUUUGAAUGAGCUGAACUGAUUGAAUGUGUUUUCCAGGUAAGUCAACAGUAAUGGGGGAGAUCAAGAUUGCUCUGAAGAAGGAGAUGAAGACGGAGGGAGAGCACCUGGUCCUUGAAAUUCUUCAGUGUCGCAACAUCACCUACAAGUUCAAGAGUCCGGACCACCUGCCAGGUAGGAGAGAAUUUUCCCCUAUGUGCAUGUUUCCUUUCAGCGUUCAAAGACAGUUUUACAUAAUCCUGCGUGGUGUCUACUGUUCGAAAGCUUGGAAGAGGCCGACACGUUCACUGUUUAUGAAAAAAUCUGACACCUAGCAUGCUGCUGUAGAUGCAAAACCACAGGUGUUAUGAUCUACACAGAAAAAAAAUAGAUAAAUACAAAAUCUGAUAGUUUUUGAUGCUUUCAUGCAGUUUAGCAAUUGUAUACUGGAGGAUAAAAUAUUAAAACUCAAAGUAAAUCUCUAAUUCGUUCACUCUUCAGUCAUGUCUCUGUUACACGUAUCAGAAUCAUACUUUUCCUCCCUUUAUAAAAUGCAGAUUGCCACCCACCUCUCGCCUCCUCUUGUAAUAUUUACACCCUCAUACACAAGCUGCCUGCCACUUGUGUGAUUUGCAUUUUUCUCCAGAUGGGCUCAGCACACAGUUAUAUUUCCAAGGACAGUGUAUAGCGGCUCUAAAGCAUAUAAAGUGCUGCAGUGAAUCAUAGCAUCAGCAUUGCAUUGUUGGCUUUGUGAGUCUGUGUCUGUUUCUCAGACUGUUUUGUGUACCUUCAGAGUCUCUGCUCAUAUACAGAGGCCUUGGCUUCAGCAAACAAAAUCUCCAGAGUUAUACAGCUCAGCUAUCUCCCUCUAGUGGCUGACAGUGGAAAAAGGAUUAAACUACACCCACCUACACUGGAUAUUGUUGAGCAUAAACUUAAAACUUUAUCACAGAACUAACAAAGUGGGUUGUUAAUGUUUCCUCAUACAUGCAAGUAUGAAAGUAUGCUCCUUAUAUUGAUGAAACUGUAGGAAAUUGAAUGAUAGCAUACUUGAAAAUGACAAGAGCAAUAGAAAUGAUGCAUUAAUUGCAGCUCCAUAAGAAUACGUGUGUGUGUUUGUGUGUCUCACAGAUCUUUAUGUGAAGCUCUACGUAGUGAACAUCGCCACCCAGAAGAGGAUCAUCAAGAAGAAGACCAGAGUGUGCCGUCAUGAUCGAGAACCAUCUUUUAACGAAACUUUCCGCUUCUGUAUGAACCCCACAGGACACGCUCUCCAGGUAUGUGCCAUUUCUUGAGUAUUAUUAUUAUUAGUCAAGUUUUAUGUGUCCAUAGCCAUGUUUACAUGUGCAAAAUUUCUUGAUCCGAUUAAAAAUUUGAGGGAUCAGAUAAUCUGAAUCCACUGUUUAUGGGUGCAAAAUCAAAUAAUCCGAUCAUGACGUGCAUGUACAUUCACCAAGCUUUAUUCAGAUUAGAAACAUUUGGACAUGCACGCAUUGCACAGACAAACGUGGUAGUGGUUCACGCCAUCCAAUUGAGGAGUUUUCCCCCUGUUAAAUCUUGUCACUAGAUGGCGCCCUUGCUCACUUAUUUUACUGUUCUGUCAAAGGUUGUACUGUGCGUGCAGAUGUGACAUCAUUACGCUGUAUGUACGCCGUGUUCUGUUACCAGAGGAGCAGACAUGGCACCUGCGGUUGUGUUUUAUGCCAGAGUGUUAAUAAUGAAACCUCCUGAACUUGCCUUAAAUAAAUAAGCAAAAGGCUAAAGAGUGAAGAUUAAGUCAGGUAAGAAAGUCACAAUCAGAAUAAGUGUUUACACUGAAUUAAGUGUUUUGGAAUAAUGAUCGGCAUAAACCACCCCUCUUGAUCGGAAUGCAAUUUCUUUCCGAUUGAGACGAAUUGGAUGAGAAUCUUCCGAUCGACAUGUUUACAUGACUCAUUUUUAUUCAGAUCGGACAUUUAUUCUGAUGUUUUGUGCUCCUGUAAACGCAGCUACAGGGAAUAAGGAAAAUGCGUUAUUAUUUAGAAAAAGAUCUUUGUGAUGUUGGUCUUUUGCGGGCCGAUCAAUUGACUUAAUGAAUCUGCCAAAAGAUCAGUCUGUCUAUCUCAGGUCCAAGACAAUGGCACAGUGUUAUCCUGGUAUUUAGAGGGGGCAUCAGUGAGAUAAGACGUCAUGAGCGUUGACCACUUUGCAACCCCAGCCACACUAGAUCCUACAUUUAACACUGAGUCUGAGCUCACCAGUGUCAUAUCAUCACUGGUUCCUGCUCAGCUCUGUUCUCCAGGGGUCUUUGCUGCUGCUCCCCUGGGCUUAGCUUGUCAUGAAUGCACUUGAAAUGAAGAGGAGGUGUUCUGGUGGUGAAGGGCAGAGAGCUCUCAGAACAGAGAAAUACUUAUGAAUGUAGCUUAAUGCAUGCAAAUAAGUCACUUUGAAAAUGUUGAAAAUUGAUCCAUUUUAGAUAACAACAUAUUUCUCUCUGUUCUCUUUCCCUUCAGCUGUUCCUUGUGUCGAAUGGUGGCAAGUUUAUGAAGAAGACCCUGAUCGGGGAGGCCUACGUAUGGCUCGACAAAGUCGACCUACGCAAGCGGGUGGUGAGCUGGCACAAGCUCCUCGCCAGCACAGCUCAAAUCCACUCGUAGGAGAAGGGACUCAAUCGAAAAAGAGAGUACACGAAGAGGUCUCUGAUAUCUGAGGACAUUUGGUUCAACAUCUGUAACACUGAUCCACUCUGACUGGGUGUGGGAGGCUGGAAUUAGGCCAAAAUAUCUCUUUCUUCAAUCUUUCUUUCAGGGCUUGGAUAGAUCGAGGUAUUGGAGGGUGCUUUUAUUUUGUAAGGGCAGUUCUGAUCAUGAUUUCUGUCAUGGAGGAAGUUUGGGGAAAGUACUUCUGUGUUUACAGGAAAUGAACACAAGUUUACAGAUUGUAGAGUGUGCAGAGGUGUGGCCAGGGGUGAUGGAAACACAGGUGCUGAGUUCAGAGAUGAAGCACGGAAUCAACCAGGUAUUACACACUUUAUUUACACCACACAACCACACACACACACACAUGCAGUGAUUUACGCAGAAGAGACCUUUUUAAUCCUACAGGGAAUGGACACACUUUGUAGAUCUUAUUUAUUUAUUUAGAUGUUUUAUCCAUAAAAGAUCGUAACCAUCGCUUUAUGGCCGCAGAGUUUUAUUGAUUUACAAAGCAUUUUGAGAGAGAAGACCUCUUAUUUAUUUUUGUAUUAAAAAAAAACAAAGACUUCUAUCAUUUGACUCCUCCUCAACAAUUGAAGUACAUGAAAUCAUUCCUGAAGUGAGCAAAGUAUAUUUAUAACACACUACCUAGCAUUCCAGUUUAAGGAGGCAAAAAAAUCCCAGCAAGCAUGACUUCAUUCACUUUGGACUCCAUUUGUUUUUAUUUCCAUCACUUUAAAUAUAGUUCUAUAGAAUGAGGAUAAAGAUCUAUAUUAAUAUAUAUGAUUAUAAAUAUGAAAUCGGACACUAUUUAUUGUGCGCAUGAGUUUAUCUAUUUGGAAUGCAGUGCCACAUGUUCUGCACAUAAGAAAAAAAUACGCCUCUAAGGUUCACUCUGUAUAUAGUAAAGUGUCAUAGCUGGAUAUUAAUUAUUAUAUAUAGAUAAAUAUAUAGAUAUCUUUAUCACUGACAAUCGAGUCUUGAUGAUUGUGACAUAGAGGUUUUAUUUACCCACGAUGCCCCUUUAGAAUGUGACACGCCUACCAUGUGAGAUUUGAGCAUUUCUUUGUUUUCUUCUAUGAAAUGACAGCACAUCAUAUACACUGCAAAAGCUCAAAACUAAGCCUGCGUUUGUAUCUUUUUUUUCCUGGUAAAAUCGACUUAUUAGACUUGAUAGUCGUCACAUUCACCUCAUCAGGCCAGAUAAACGUCUUCAUUCAAGACAUGACAAACGAAAUGAGUAAAAAAUCUGCCUUUGAGGUUAAAAAUAUCCAUAAAGAAGAAUAAUUUCUUAUUUCAGUCAAACUAACAAGAACAUUUUUCUACCUUGAGUACUAUGUAUUGUGCCAUUUUUGCUGUGAUACUAUUAAACUUAAAAGUGGUGAAAUCUACCCCAUUAAAUUCUCAAAUAAAAAAACUAAAGGAGCACCAAAAAGAAGCUGUUCCACUGAAAUGCGGUUAGAUUUAUUUAGUGUCAUGGCUUACUUUUGCCCUUUUAAAGUGUUUGAGGACCACCAAAGCCUGAAGCAGGUAGAGCACACCUUCAAGUUUCAUAUGCAUACAUGAAAAGCCAAGGCAGGCAGAGCAGCAGCAAAGACUGCCAGAGUACAGAUCAUGGCAGUGACAACACAUAUAACUCUAGAGAAAUAAUGUUUGACAUUUGAUAAUUGGCCAUGUUAAGAUUAGCUGAUAUAUAGUGGGUUGAGCUUGGCUUUGUAGCCUGCCUGAACUAACACCAUGCUUAAUUUUAUCACUAGAGACUUCCCUGCCUGAUCAUGAGCAUAUGUGGAAAGCUGGUGUAUGCAUGAAAAGCAAAGGCAGGGAGCUCAGCAGCAAAGAUUCUUUAUAACAGAGCUGUUUUACUUCCUCAGGUGAAUGUGGCUUACACAGUUUAUUAAUCUUAUUUUCUAACAGGAAUAAGACAAAAUCUCUUGCCUUGUUUUGAUCUUUUUGCAGUGUAUCAGUCAUUCCCAUUCUGUCCCAACGUUGCAAGCAUUUGUGGUAUUUUGCACUUUUUUUCUGCCUUAGAAUGUAAAACCGCCAUCAAGAUUAGAUAUUUAGAGAGAACAGAAGAAAGUAAAGAUGUAAAAAUAAAGAGAGGAUAUACUUUAAGAGGAUGCUGAAGAGAACAAAAAUGAUUUUAAAAAAUACCAGAAAUACACAUCAACAUUCAAAGAUGUGACAGUGCUACUAAACUAGCAUGUUGAUGUUUUGUCUGAGCUGUUUUUUCUUUCCUGUAUAUGUGUUUUUGUUUUGAUGUUACCACCUUGAAAUUCAGAUUUUGCGUCCUUGAACGAGGGCGUCCUGUGUGCUUGUUUAGGGGGAUAAAGGCAGAGCAGCUGGUUUACUCAAACUUGGCAGUGAAAACUACACAGAACAACUGAGGGAUUUCUAUGCAACAUCAACAGGGUGAAGAUGGUAACUGCAUUUUGACUUGGCAGAGGAAAAAUUUGUAUAUUUUUGUCUUUGCACUGCUGUUUUUUUUUUCUUCUUAAAACCCUCAUAAGACUUUCUUUUAAGAGUUAAUUGUUGUUUUGUACUGCUUUAUUAAGCUUUAUUUAUUGCCUGUGAAAAGAUUUCAUAUGUUGUAUUAUAUUUGUUUACAGUACAUAUCAGUUGUACAUAAAAAAAAGAAAGAAAUUUUGUUUUUAUACACAAAGUAGUGCUUGUUUACAACAUUUAGAGGGCCUGAAACUCAGAGAACCAACUUUUUUGCCCCUUGCACGAACACACACAAAAAUUAAAAUCCUCAAUUUCAUUGUUUUGAAUGAAAAUAGAGAUCACUUCCCUAUUUCAUCCUUUUCUGCGCCCUUUGUUUGAGUAUGUGACAAAAUGACCAAAAUAGACAACAUUGUAAUCGGUGGAAGUUACCUGAAAUGACAGUAGUCUUAGUUUAGCUCAGUGUGUGUUUUUAAUUUGGCUUUACUUUUAUUCCCAUGUGCUUGUGUGUGUAGCAUCCUCACAGAAAGUCCAUGCAUGUCAUCGGCUCCAAUGCAUAUCUCUUCUUUUAAGUGUCGUCUGUCUAAAAAAAAAAAAUCAACUUUAAAAUCUCUCAAAGAAUUACACACUAACACAGGAAACCACACACUCACACACAGAUGCCAUCUCUCUCUAUUUCCAACCUUGUAAAUACAUAGCUUUUUUAUACUGGGGUUUGGGGAGCAAUAGGUCUUUUAGCAGACAAAAAAGGUGUGUCAUAGGCGUCAAAGGACUUUUUCUUUUUCUCUUGAUCAAUGUACAGUGGAUAGACUGAGAAAUGAGCUUCUGUCUGUCUGUAGGGACCCACAUGUACCUGACCCUUUACACCAAACACUAAAGGUUUACCAGAGUCUAACUACACUGAAGUCUAUCUUAACAACUCGAGCAGUUGCAGGAGAAUUUAAAUGUGCUCACACUGGAUGUUGCAUGUUUUGUUGGUGGUUCAUACUAUUUUUGUGUCCAGAUAUUAUUAAAGAAAAAAAUAAGAAUGAGGUAGAGAAAGAUAUAGAACAAAAUGUCAUAGAGGGAAAAUACAAUUAUUAAAGAUGUAUGCUGACUGUACAAAGAUUAUGCUUGUAAAACCUGUCUGGUUUUUCACCUGUAAGUAAUCAGAAAAAAAUCUACUGUCAUGGUUUUGUGAUUGUAUACAGGAGGUAUUGAUAAAUUAUGCAAAUUGUGCUGUAAAAAUGGCUGUUGCCCCAUGUCUAAAUAUUAAAUAUAAGUACAAAUGAG
Messenger RNA from Xyrichtys novacula (pearly razorfish), 69210 nucleotides. Lineage: Eukaryota; Metazoa; Chordata; Actinopteri; Labriformes; Labridae. The record is from the annotation of a GenBank genome assembly.